Spirometra erinaceieuropaei is the source of this 81942-nucleotide messenger RNA. NCBI's taxonomy places the organism in Eukaryota, Metazoa, Platyhelminthes, Cestoda, Diphyllobothriidea, Diphyllobothriidae. The record is from the annotation of a GenBank genome assembly.
AUGUGGGAGACACAGGAAGAGAUGCGGGAUAUUAUAAACCGCAUUGAAAAUUGGAACGAGGAGUCUGAGGAGUUAUUUAAAAUCAGUAUGCCGAACGAGGUGAGACGAAAGCAUAUGGGCGCAUUUAAAUAUUAAUCUAGACAAUAGAUUAUGUAGUUUUCGGGUACUUUUGUUUACUGCUCAAAUAAACUAUAAAAGGACUUAAAUAUCGUCUAUUAUGAACUAUUAUGUCUCUUUUUGUUCAUAUUUACUUUGGGACCCCUUAGGCAUUAACGUAUGGACCCGAAUAACAGAAACUGAAUAAGCAUCUUAUGAUGGCAAACACCCCAUCGAUUUCUUUUUACCUCGGCUGUAUUGUUGUCUUCUGUCGUGGAGUCAUUUUUUCGUUAUCUUCCUCUGGGAGACUGUUUCAUCCGCGUGCAUUUUGGCCGCACAAGGCGAUUUGGGACUGAGUCGUGCAGUGUAAACAACAACUAAAACUAUCAAAAAUAUUAUAGUCAGAAAAAUUAAAAUUGACGGGAGGAUUAAGCGUUUGAUCUGCAAGUAAUAAGGACAAAAACUAAUUGAAUGACCACGAAGAUGAAAAUCUGUAAGUCUUAACCUGUAUCAAUUGAUACAGUGACUUAAGUCACUAACUUAAAAACGAUUUGGUCACCUAACUAUGGCUUGUGAUGCAUCAGCACUAAGCGGUAGAGAAGAGUAAGCUAAAACAUACGAUCACACAUACGCUACCAGCACCUCCAAAAUUGACUUAUACCUACAACUACUAAAAGCGUUGUAGGUAAUUUUACUACCGCCCUUCUUUUGUUUCAUUUCGCUUGAACAAAUUAUGGCUAUUUCCUCGUUUAAAAGGGACUACGCGGUCAAAUUUUUGUUAACGAGAUGCUAAGAUCAGCUCCAUUGGUACGAAAAAUGUGUGUGACUUUGUUUUGUAGUUGUUUAAACUUUUUUUUCAAAAUUGGGCUUUCGGUGUGAAACCUACCCGCCCGUUUGUCGAAUAUCGUCGGAUACUCUGAGUCAUCAGUAAUCAUGGUGUAUUUUCUGAUUGCGUAGACGGAUGUCCCACCAUUGCAUCGAAAUUUAUAAGCAUAAAAUUUUGGUUAUCCUUGCAGUCAGCAAGCAGUUUUCUAUAGCCCAAGGGAGAGAAAAUUUGAACGGCUGUUGGACGGACUUCAAGUCUCGACGACAAUUUUAUCCUCUCUGACUUUCCAGUCCGUUCGAUUUUUUUAGCGAAAACCCCUUUUAGUAACCACAUAAAUCAUACUACCAGAAAUAUUUAAUAGAUUUUUGAAUCAACGUUUUGAUCGUUUUUAUUUGGCGAAUAGAAGACAAAAACAUCUCUUUAUGGAACCCAGGUACUUCGUCUCAUGUCCAAAUAAAAUGAAAUAGUCAUAGGAUGAAUUUUGUUGCUUCAGAUGCCGGCAAUAAAAAACUCACGAAAUUACUGUUAAUCUAAAUCCGUUAGAGUAUAUCGGCAUUUUCAACGUGUGCCCCACAUAAUUAUACAAUUCUAUGUUUUAGUUUGAAAUGCGAUUUAUUCCGCUGUUACCAGGCUUCAUGAAAGUUGUAGGGUUAUUAUUUUUAUUUAGUUAGUUUUCACCUCCUAAAUGUUGAUAAAUAUAUUCCACACGAAACAGUAACCAGUUCAAAUCUCCCUACUCUGUAAAUUAAAACUAAGGAAUUUGAUUGCCUUUAUUUACGUCGAAACGUAAAACCCUUAUAUACAGUGCGUGAUCGAUCUCAUGAAAUGUUGACCGAAAUUCUGGUAUGCGUUUUUGAUUAAGAAGGAUUACUUAGGUGAUUUUGUAAUAUUUCUUGGUUUGCAUCGUAGUCCUAUAGCAUUUCAGACUUAUCAAGAUGUCGGCUUUUGACUGCAUUUCUCUUUGUCCUCCUGCAGAAACCACACUUGGUACCAAAUGACUACAUAAGUAGCAUGCAUUUCUCACAUUGUUUUUCGGUGGUCUUAUAAAUUCAGAUACAUUGUGUAGAAAACAUUUAUAAAAAUAUGCUUUUGUUAAUCAUUUGGUAGAAAAUCAGACUUUUUCAUAUUUUAUGCCCAAAGGAAUUGUAUAUAUAAGUUUUUAAAAAGUUUCUUACUAUGGAAUUUUUAAGACCGUGCGAUGUCAAUGCAUACAAGACCGCACAUGUCCGUUUAUCAAUGCUCCUCAUCAAAUUUACAACACAGUCCGGAUCCAUUGUAAAAUUUCAUGAACUGUUUAUAGUAUCUUUUUGAAGGCAUAAAGAAAUAUGUGAUUCUCCCUACGCGUAAAGCAUGCACCUUGCGGACGGAAAUCGCCAAAAUGAUAAUGCAAUGGCAGAUCAGACUUCAAAUUGUUCGGGAAAUGGAAAGCUUUUUUAAAACCUAAAUAUAAAGUUUAUUCGCGUAUAAAAUAUAAAGAUAAUGUGAUUUUAUACUAAAAAAGCAAAAUACACAAUAUUUUGUACAUGCUUUCUAUAAAAUAUACUUGAAUUUAUAAGACCACCGAAAAUCAAUAAAAAAUGCAUGCUACUUUAGUAGUCAUAUGAUACCAAGUGUGGUUUCUGCGGGAAUUUAUAUGACCACCGAAAAUGAAUAGGAAAAAUGCAUGAUAUUUAAGCAGUCCUUUUUUCCCGAGUGUGGUUUCUGCAGGAGGCCAAAAAGAAGCGCAUUCAAAAUCCGACAUCCUGAUGAGUCCGACAGGUUAUAGGGUUAUGCUGCAUGCUAAUCGGUAUUACAGCUCCACCUAAGUGGUCCAUCCAAAUCGAAUAGGGUGCCAACACGAGUUGAUAGCUUUUCUAGUAAAUUUAGUGCGUUUCAUACUAUGACUAUAUAAUUAAAAAAUAACAUAAUGGGGCAUCUUUUAGAAUUCUUUCUGCUCUUUCUCUUAAACCGAUCUCUUUUUUAAAAUGAGCAGUUGUAUGAAGCCAAAAUGACCAAUUUUUCCUGAAUUCCCUUUGUUUUAUAAUAUCUAAGUCUAUUAAUAAGAACUUUUUAAUCUGCCUUAAUUCACUUGUACUUAUGAAGCCAGUAAAACUUCUGCGUCAAAUGCUCCUCUUAAUGCACGUCGACAAGUGCUGACGCCGGGUUGGUCCAACCCCUAAAGUUUUCCUAUUGGCCGACGCCCAAAACCGUACUCUUUUCUUGUCUGUUUGGGCGUUGCCUAGCCGUCAAUUGUGAUGAGACUCUUGAUGUUUGCGACAAAGAUCCCGCUGAGUAGCGCCCACCAAGACUAACAAGAUAGGCUUCAAAAGGCCCACAGCAUAUUCUCCCUCAUUUGGGUCCAGAGUAGCAUGACUGUGCGAGACCAUUCCUUGAGGGACUUUUAAAAGGAGAGUGCGGCACUCUCUUUAGUUAGUCUGAAUAAGUUCAACGCAUGCCUACCCAAGUUGACAACAGGAAAUUUUUCUAUCCAGGAAUUAAUGAGAUAUUAUGCUGCCACGUUUUGGUUAUCUGUAUCGAUUCAUCCUUAUCGCAGGACAAAAUGUGGCUUGCGAAUUUUAUUUUUGAGAGGAGAGUCUGCAAAAUGAGCGGGCGACCAAAUGCACAUUUUUCUAACCACAACGGACCCAAGAACCAUCAUUGAUAACAUUGUUCCUGAGCUGGCAGACGGCAAAACCAAUUCAGGGCAACGAUCUGGUGACCGACCCCAAACACACACUGGAAAGGUGGUAAUAGGCGUUUUACGUGCAGAGCCUGUGUAUACAUAGAGGAAUGGCAAAAUAAGUAUAGCUGAUUGGUAAAUUCGCCUUUCGAGCAAAGGUUUAAUGCAUCGACAUAUAGCAACCGAAAUCAAGCAGGACAAUUAAAAAAGCAAACAUUAAGUGUCUACAACGGUCACUUCUCGACUCUUUGAGCUGAGGUCAUUCUAGAUAAUCCACCAGAUCGUCUACAACGGACUACCCAAUUUUUUUACGAGAAAACACCAAACCGAGAUAAUCGUGUCGGACAAAAACCUACUUAAAUAAAUAUAUUAGGUAUUCUUUGUACGCCAGAGAUGCAUGGGAUCCUUCGUUCGAUCCCUGCCCAAUUCAGAAUAACUAUUUUGGUGUCCCAUAGUAGAUUAUUUUAAAUUAUCUUUUCGUGGCCAUUCGACAGUAGACACUUUGUUUAUUUCUAGAGCAUUUUUUGGGGAUUUGACGCAAAUAGACAUUAUUCUACCAAAAUGAAGUCUGCAGCAAUCUGACCUAUCGUUAUUUCCAGCGGGCAACAAUUAUGUGUUAAGUGAUUCGAAAAGAAUUACUUCCAGCCAAUUUAAACUUAAUUUGAGACCAUCUUCAGCCCCUUUGGUCAACAACCUAUCUCAGACAUCUAAAACUCUGCAGUAUUUAGUUUCCUUUGAAGCCAUGAACUUCGGCUUUAGGUCUUUGAUGCUGAGUCCCUCUGUGUUUCAGAUAAGUUUGUUGGAGGUAAAAGUGACGAUGAUCGCUUUAUCUGAACUCUACCAUCCCCAUCACAAGCGGAUUUUACGAAGUGAUCGGCCAUUCUUUCCUCCUGGUUCACCAGCUGGCAUUUCUAUGUUUAACACAGAAAACUGAUAGUUCGGCAGGCUGAAUUCGAAUUCUGUUUUUUGUCGACUCGUAAAAAUUUACUAUAUCAUUUUUGGAGAAAAUAAGGUCCUUGCAUUGGCUGCUGAGUUCGCCAAUGCUGGCAUUCGAAUUGUUCGCUUGCACCGCCCAAUGGUACCCUAGGAAGUUUUUCUAAAAAUCCUACCUGUCUAAAGGAAGUGUGUUCGUCUUUUUGUUUUAGAUGUUUGCAGUCCCGUCAUGAAAUUUAGAUAGAUGUAAUGAUUAUUAACCUCCUUUUUAAAGUCCCUGCAAAGUAUACUCCCGUUUGUCCCACUAUUGCCAUAAUACUGUCUUUCCCUCCUCUUCGGGCUGUUAUUGGAAACUUGAAAUUAUGUACUUCUAAGUGGAUCUCUGAGAUAGUAGCUCUCUUUGGCUGUCUGUCAGUUCUUCCGUCAAACACGUCAAGGUCGAUCAUUACAUGAUUUUUAGAGUUUGCGAAUAACACACUUUGGUUCUUUCGUGAGUUAAUUUCCCACCACUCGCACGUGACUGGCAACAAAACACGCUGGUGGCCCUCAUGAAACAUUACUAGCUUUUGUAUUUGAAGUCCUUCGAUCAUUCGGAAAGCUUCCACUAUCGGGGAUCAUUAAAUGGCAUAAAGUUUGCUGUCUUUGCACACAAACUGUGUGUUGAAAGGUUUAAAGCCAGUGAAUUAUGGGUUUAGAUUACCCCCCCCCCCAUAGUGUUUCGUCCCGGAACCUUCAGCAAGUCAUAACCCGCUCUCCCAGCCCGUCAGCGGCCGCGGACCCUUUUUUCUAAAAACCUACAUGGGUGAACAUUUAGACUUGGGUGGGAAUGGCAGCAUAGGCUAUGAAACUCCAACUUUCCUAACCAUAAAUGCUGCCGGUAGUCGUCCACAACACUUCAGGCAAAGCUUACUACCUCAACUCCAAAUCAAAUAAAAUGCCUCAUUUCCGUCCAUCGGUUUCCUGCCACGUCCUGCCCUCGUGGGCCGGAAGUAAGGAGGAAUACAGGCUUUUGUAACUUCUAUCAGAUACAGUGUAUUUUAUUUGUUAUUUAACAUCCACCAAAGUUUAGCAAAUCUUCGGGUAUAGCUUAUAGUAAAAGUGUAACUAAUGGUCAAAAGGUGAUGGACGCAGUCUGGGGAUCAAAGAAAAUGCUAUUUAUGAUGCUUUCUGAGCGCAAUCAAAUUCAUCCGCGUUAACAAUAGAGGACCUGCUGACUCUAUCAUGAGAAAAGGGAAAAAAUUAAUCACACGAAUUUUUGACAUACAUGGGGCACUUAUUAACAAAAUAAGCCAGUUUGGAAACUUAGAAUGUUGGGAUCCAGCAAUCUGGGAGGAAGACUUGUUGGCCCUCAACUACUGGCAUUUUAAGUUUGGCCGGGAGAAAAGGUUCUGACAAAUGUGCCUUGAAAGGGAAAUCUUUGGGAACUGAAUGCGGCAGGGAUAUGAACCUUACACCCAAUUUUGAUGACAACCCAUUCAGUCCGCGCUUUCUGCCAGCUAAAAUACUUAACUGACUCAAAUCAUGGAGCAGUGGUUAUUCAUACAGUCAAGACAUAUCUGUUGGUGGGUCGAACUUGAACAGUCAGCUAUCGCAGCCCAGCACGUUUAUGCUACUUUCCAAGAUGUUCUAGACUGCCCAGCCUCUGCACUGCGUUCGUUCUGUUCUUUUGAAAGUAAGUCUUGAGUAAAUGUUGAAACACCGGAAAACCAUGAAUUAUUCCAACCUCCCAACACUUCAUCGAACUCUGGGUCUUCAGUCGAUACAUGGUCAAUCAAACUAUUGCUGCCUUAGGCAUCCAUUUAUUUUUUGUAAGACAUGCCAUGUAGAUAUUCGAAAUUUUGCUCUUUUAAAGAACAAAUCUGUACCAUUUCUCAAAAACUACCGUUCUGCAGCAGCAACUUUCCAAGUUGAGACAUGGUAGAUUCCUGGAACUUUCGUUUCUAAUCUUUUCUGAAGUAGAUUCUGCCCAACACUCGUCCACAUUACCUCGUAAUUGCGUGUUAUUUAUUUUCGUUCGCCUCCAGAACAUGGAGUUCUUCGGGGUCGUACGGUUCUACUUCCACGGACCAGACGACAAGUAUCAUUCGAAAUGCGUGCGUAUAUCGAGUCUGGCCACGGCGCGACACUUGGUUAACGUCCUUGUUGAGAAGUUCCAUCCCGACCUCCGUCUGCUCAAAGCGGGCAAGUACGCCCUUUACGAAUAUCAUCCCAGCAGUGGAGGCAAGUUUACCCUGCCGUUUCGUUUGUGACUUUAGUCUGAACUCAGUUCUGACUUUGAAGUAGACACAGAUAAUUGUAAAAAGGAGUCCUUAUUUGAGUGCUCACUGUUUGUAACCCUUUGUAGGCCUUACGAUCGAGAACCAAGCUGUUUACCUGCCCGAUCAGAUCGUAUUUUAAAUUAGUCGAGCGAGAUUUUCCCAUUCUAUAGGCCAUGUGUACGUAGUGUAAAAUUCGAUUUCUCAAAAGGCUUUUUGUUUUUCUCGAGCUUAACUCUGGAACUAUAUGAUGACUUUGUAGCCGGGAGGAAAUGGUUACACAGGAAACCUGAUUUCGCUAGUUUCUUCUUGUCCAGAUGCGUGUCCUGAUCAUAUUGUUGUCCCCAAGCCUGUACAUAUUCGGCCGACAGUUUUACUCGACCGAAACUCGGCUUUUGAUCAACUUUAGGGUGAUGAAUUCGUUAUACCUCAGGCCCGGAGAGGUUUGAAAAAAAGGGUAAGGCAGCCUCGGAUGCCGUAUGUAGUCUCAAACACCCCGAACUGCGUUUAACUAACAGGUUUCCUUCAUUUGAAAAGGGGAUAUGAAUGGCUGAUGGCAACUAACGGACCAUCAUCGUCUUUGCUGGUGUACUCGUUUCGGUUAUUACAUUAUUCUGUUUUCCACGUCAUAAAGAGCGCUUGCCGCCCAGGUAAUCAUCAUGGGUGCGGCAAAUCCGCCUAGGCUAACGCCGAACGUUCGGGCAGACAGUACUUGCUAAUCGAAUAUUUAAGUACUUACUGGGUCUGUAUUGUUCCAUGGUUAGCGAAUAAACUGCAACAUCCGCUCUCACUACUCAAUCGCAUUCCAAAAGUUGUUAAACCACAGAAGGAGAAGCAGGUGCAGGAAUGAUUGGGUAAAAUUUCCUCACUCAGCCUGACACUCUGACACAAAAUGGCAAUAAUGAGGAUGGUAGUGGUUCUACUGUGUGGAAAUCCACUGAAAACUGUCAGAGGACAAACAAAGUAAAUGAAUCGUUUGUCCCUCAGAAGAACUGUAUCAUGAACCAGUACACGUCAUCUCACAGGCAUUUUCUGGAAUGACCAUAACCUGACGCAUUGAGAAAAUUUUUGAUCGAGUAGCAAAAUUGCUAACAUUUGGUAGUCUUCUUGGAUCUGUGGAUCUCCGAAUCCCUGUCGCGUUGAGCUUGCUGGAACUGACUAGGUCACAAGGUCUGAGAACUUCAAUCGCACUCUUCUACUUCUACUCCUUCAACUUUUUCUUGAUAACUUGGAAUAGGGAAGUGCUACAGGCUUUCUGAUUAUCCAUUAGUCCUUUGGGCUAUGGGCACCAUCCUGUGAUAGCGUCUCUUCCUCUUUAGCAUUGAUUUUCAGUUAUAGCUAUUUUCGCUAGAUAAAAUUUACGACCGCUCUUUAAUUCGGAGAAAAUGAAGUGAUAUUUGGUAAUCUCAAUUAAAAAUGUCUGCGAAAAGUUGCUCAUGCCUUUCCACAUACUCUUACUAGGAUCUGCGGUUGAGUCCGGUUAAUCGGGCUGUUGUUUACUUUGAUCGGCCGGUUAUUUGAGUCAAACAUUUACGAACAAAAAAGUAUUACUACGAUUUUGCUGUGCUUAUUAUGGCUAUCACUCUUCCUUAUUGGAUCGUUGGUUAUUCCAAAAUUGGCUGUAAUGCUAGGCAGAAUUUCGGACGACUAAGGAGGUUUUUUGCUGAUACGAAUCGCGACCAGGGUGUCCGAAUAGACCUGAAGUCGACGCGUAACUGCAAAGGGUUAAGCGAGCUCAUCUGGAAAGUGCCGAUGAUAGGUGUGACUCUUGACCCUGUGGGGUAGGCAGGUAGCCGAAAAUGGUUAAAGUAGGGGAGGGCAGUACGACGUCUGUCGCUUGGGGUGAAGAAUGAGAUAAACCUGUCUUUUUGGGUGUCCCCUUACUGGUCAUAGUUAACCUGGUGGAUUAUGCACCCCACUUACCGGGAAAAAAAUAAGAUGCCAAGUGAAUAUUCAACAUCAUCUGGCACAAUUUCCAUACUACACUGUAUGAGAAACUGAUAGUUCAACACUGAUCAUCGUCAUCUGGUAGGAAACAUCUGAUCGCUACAAGAUGGCAUGAAGAGUAUGACUUCAGGGCAAAUCUUAGAAACUGAGUCUAUAAUGCGGAACCCAGGCGUGAGACAGUCUUCAGUCGAUGGGUCUCUAUUUUAAUCCCGGAUAUUUGGGUCAGUUAUUCAGUCAGUCCAGCACAUUUAGGUUCAGUGCGGAUUGAGUAACCAGAAUGCAUUGUAUUCUUAGGUAAAAAUACAGUGUAUAUGCACAGCUAUCACAAGAGCUCCGCAGGCUCACUCUUUUCACAUGGACCCUUGUUAGAGCACUCGAAAUGUCAAAAAGUUCAUUGAUGAGAAGGCCCUUGUUAUUGUUGGCCGUAACCGUCUUCACUAUGUUUCACCACUGCUCGACUAACAGUGUAACUCUUGUACAUGCUGUUUGGCUUACCCUACGCGGCUGUGCUAAAAGAAGAUGCAGGUACUUAUGAAUGGUAGUCCGCUGUGUUGUGGGGUUUACAGGUGUGCACCUUGGUGGAAGCGGUCAGCAACUCACCUGCAGAUUUACCGUUCGGCCUCCCUUGCGUCACUGAGUGACGUUAUCCUUUGACCGCCCGCGCUCUGGCCGUCUCUGCAACCGAUGACUCAUAGGUAGACGCACUCAGGUACCUGAUUAGGAUUCAGAAAGAGAAGUUCUGACUCACUCUACAUGAUGUGAUAUGUAUGCAUCUCUUCGGCCUGUGGCAACUGGCCCGCCUAUGGUUUUCGUAGCUUAUAACCAAAAGUGUUUCUUUGACGAACGGCAACGGCGCUCCGCAGAAAUGGGCUGUUACUAACAUGAAACCGUGCCCUGUAUUAAGCUUUUCUCUGCUCGUUAUGGAAUACGCCCAAGUCCCCUGAUGAGUGGAUAAUACUGAAGCGAUUGUAGGUACGCAUAGAAAAUUGUAAUAGGAUUUGAAUUCCACAAAUCGGCGGUCACGGCCAAAUAAGACAAAUCAUCCACUCUUACCUUAAAUAGAUGUAUUUCCAUACGUAGCCCCUCUCUGGGUUAGCAAUGCAACUACUUUUAGCUCGCAACAAUCUCGUUAGACCAAUUCGUUAGCGAAAUUACAAUGAGUUCAUAAUUGCAGACUCCUUGUGUUCUUUCCUGCAAAACAGGUAGGCACAGCCCUAAAACUGUUAACACGCUAAAAGAAAAUGAAGGCAAACCUUAUUUACUGUCCCUACAGAAAGACGCCUCACAGCGGACGAACGCCCACUAGUGAAUCAGCUUUACUGGAGCGGAGACUCACGCGAGGGUCAAUUCCUUCUGCGUGAUGAGGCUAGGUCCCUGCCUACUCCUGGCGUGGUGAGUGCUUUUUGUUCUGACUUCGUACCCACCGAGUGAUAGACUUCUUUUAAUUUAUAUUGUCCAAUGCUUGGUAAGAAAGAAACUCGACCACUGGAAUAAUGUUUUUAUCACAUGUUGAUUUGGAUUCACUCUCGAACCGUUCAUCUGAGAUGAUAGUAGGUGAAGUUAACGCACCUAUCAGGGGUUCGAUAUUCACAGAAUCUAGCCGUUACACAAGCAUUCACAGUUUAUGACUGGCAUCGCUCUCAUUCAUUUAAGACUUCGGUACUUGGCAUGAUGCUUAUUUGGUCGCUAGGAUUUUAGUAGUUAAAAGCUGCGAUUUCAUUCUCGGUGUCGAUGGUUAACGCUGCAAUGACUCCGCACUCUGUCUUAUUCACACAGCAUUGGAAGAGAUGUUUAUUGGCAUGCCUUCCGCCCACCCAGGAAAAGUCUUCGCAUUUUUCGAUGGAUUGUAGGCCGGAGUGCCAUGGUUAAUGUUGCUAGCGACUUGUGCGGUCGUCAACUCUCUCAGGAAUUUCGACCUGGCGAGUCCUAGGAAGCAGUUCGGAAGAAAAAAAUGCGACCACUGGAGCGGGAAUCUUAUUGGCCUGACGUUUCGGAUUCUCACUCGAACUCAUCUUCAGAUACAGUCGCAGAUAGGGAUCCCACGGCAGCUACGUACUAUAAAUAUUGCGGUCUUUAGACCUUCUCUACCCUUAUCUGCGAUUGUCUCUAAUGAUGGGUUCGAGUGAGAAUCCGAAAUGUCAAGCCAAUAAACUUCUUGUUCCAGUGAUCGCAUCUUCUUCUUCUGCAUUUAAACUUCGCAACCGGGUUCCAUCGAUUGGGCCGCAACUCGAGGAGUGAUGUCGUCUCUCCUUGCUCAUGACGCGGACUCACACAUUAGGCGCCGAAGUGGUCUUCCGGCUUCUAGUCAUGGCCGUUUUGCUCGUAACUGUGACGGACCUGUCGUGACAGCGGUUCCUUCUGCUCCACCAUUUGACGUCUGGUCGGUACCUCUAGCUUGUCCGCAACCUCAAAUUCGAGUGACUUGGAACGGCGAUCGGCGGCUUCCAAUAGGUCCUUUACGUACGAAGGAACCCGUAAGAUCUCGUUGUGUUAUGGUCUCGCAUCUUGUCCUUUCGUGCACCAUUGACGAAGUUAGGGGAGUAGCCAUUCGACUCAAGCAUUCGUCAAAGGUGUUCUAAUUUAACACCCCUGUCUUAUGAUUCGCUGCUGGGCGUUUCAACGCGCCAAUAGAUCGAUUUUGCAAAACUGUUAUUAUGACUUAUUAGUUAGUUGUAGACGUUCAGUAAUUGUGUCGUUUGGGUUGCUUUCUUGAAAUUUCAGGUUUUUAGGCCACUUCAAUUAUUGCUACAGAUAAGGACAGCCAAGAGGGUCAUCUGAUUGUUCCCGUCCGCUCCCGUGUUGAAAUUCAUGUCCGGUAAGGCGGUGUUCAGAUGUUCAUUGAAUAUUCACGUCCGGUCGCACUCAAUGGCGACUUAAGUAUCAUUCGUAAUUUGGGCUGAGAAUUUCGGUCUGUGAUUUUGGAAGACCAGUGACUAUAACCAUUACAGGGCCGCCUCGGCGAUUAGUCGAGAAAUCGACGAACCAAUUGCUAUUAUCUCCACCUACCGUUAGAUUGUUUCAUCAAACACGAAAUAUGUUUUGAAAUGACCUAAGGAAUUGAAAAUUUGCGCACAUACGAGGGGAUGCGACGCUUUAUCCCCUUGACCCCCAGCCUUGCUUUGAUUGUCUCGGCUGCCAGAUCCUGAGGAAUAAAAGUAAUGAGCGACGUGAUAUCGGAGUAAACAUGACAUCAUUUUUCUAAAAACUUAUCCUUUAUAAGUUUCUCCGAGAACGUGUUGACGAAAUGACUAUACUGUCCGAAUAAGCGGUCAGAAAUUCCAGAUGCUGAAAUAGCUAAUUUUUCAUUUCGAAGGUUUGAUAACCUUUGAGUGACAAUGUGGACCGAAGAAGGGUGCCUUCUUUGAACACUUUUGGCAGUUCCCAGAAUCGAACCAGAGUCCCCUCUGUUGAUCCCAUAACGCGCUGUUCGAUCUGCAACUUUGCGUAUGAAUUCCCGUUAUCAGUUCAAUCAGUACGCCGAUCGUCAUAAAUGACGACGGUACCCGAUAAGGCGUAGCAGCGACGGGCACAGGAAUUUAUUCGCGCUACAUGCGCAGCAUCUAUUCCAUCGACCAGUCAGGCACACACAGUAUUUUGGUGGUGGGGCAUUUUAGGACGACAAGAAUUUAGCGGCUGGACGAUUCGUCCACACGGACCGUACAUGAACCGGUCCCUGAUUCCACACACACACACCAACAAGCUUUCAAUCAGGUUGUCUAGGAUUUCACAGCACUUACAACUUUCAUGAAAGCCACAUUCAGAAGCAGGUGGUGAAGUAUUAGCCUAGGUUCCGAGGGCAGUACAGUCUAACCGUCCGCCGUAAUUCUCCCAAAUCACAUUCAAUGGCGCAUCGUCAUGUUAUCGAGAACUUUAUAUUCACUGGGAGGAUUGGGACGUGCUCAAUCAAAAGCGGGAUUCACAGCAGUUGCACAAUACCGGCUCACUGUAUACAUAGGCCUGCGUAGGUCCUCAACCAGUACGAUGCAUGUGUGUGAUUUUCGCUGAGUAGAGGCAGACACGACUCAAUUUAAAACAGAUUGAAGCUUCUGUCAGCACCAGUCGGACUGAAGGCUCAGACAGACUACUGCUGUAUGGCAGAAGGAGAGGACAGUGAGGUCGACCCAGCUCGAAACCAGCGCCUAAUUCCUUAAUAAUAAACAAACACGCGCGCGAUUUGAGUAGGGUAUGACGCGUUCAGAUGGUGGAAAAGUGACGAAAUAACCCGGUAUUAAUUGGUCUGAGGACCAGACUGCAGCUUUUAUGACAACCCCUGUCUAUGUCAAAUUCGAAACACCCCUUGAACGAGAACUGCUGCGUAUGGAGUUGAGGACCACGUCGUGCGUGGCACGCCUAUACGGGAUGCCGAACUCUGUCGGCCACUGCGCCAACUCCCGGUCGCCUUGACUCCGUCUUGCCAUCGAAGGUGUGGGAAUAGAAAUUGAAACAGGUACGGCGCAAGUCUGUUUCAUUAUGAACAAAUUCAGGCGCAAGUCGCGGCUGUGUUGAUUGCGUGAGGCAAGGGUGGUUUAAACUAUCGGUUGAACUAUCGUUAAUUAUGCAUCCCCACAGGUGCCGCGAGGCGGGGUACCUCGGUUCCGACUACACUAGUUCUCUCUCCUCUUCCAUUUACCAGUGCUCUGUCCGAGUCAAUCUGACUGGGGAUAAAACAAGUCUCGGUGUCUGGCGUGACGUGAAGCUUUCACCAUAGGUGUACCACAGGAGAGAACACGCAUACACACACAUGAUGGUACAUUCAUCAUUGAAGACACUGGUAACCUUCAUAGAAGCACUGCUGAACAAAUGAUGAGGGGCUCUAGUGUUGUGCCUAAAUAUACGGAGGCAGUGUGAGUGUGAGCAAUGAAUGAUAUUUUAGUGAUGUUUGUCAGGCAUCCGCAUCUGACCAGACAGGUUCACGCAGCGGUUGAAUGUGCAGACACAGCGUUGACAGAUAAGAGUAUCAUAAGGGGAGUUUGUCGGAUCUCCACGCAUAAGGUCUACAGUCGUGUUGUGAUGGAAUCGCCGGUGCCCAGUCAGACUGACAUGCUAUUGGGAGGCGUGUUAUAGGGACUAGCUGACUUUGCCAGCACUACUGGUGGGUUCUCUCUGCGUCAAAAUUGUGGUGGAAGGAAAGAUGUCCUAAAAAGACAAAUCGGUACGGUUGUGUAGCGCUGUAAUGAGUCCUUGUAAGAAGUGGGCCACUUCACUGAUUAUGCUGCCUUAAUUAGCAGCGGUGGGCGGGUUGUACUGAUGUCCCAGCGAAUUCAAAAGUAUCCAAAGAAACCAAUUAGUUGACCAUGCGGACAUGUUGACAAGGGAUCAGUUGCAUCGACAUUGAUCUGCAACGUUCUAGUUUUACGCUCUCGAGGUUUCCUCUAGGCCCCACUAUUCGGUGGACUCGGAUAUUAAUCCGGAAUCUCAGACAUAAAAGUCUUGCUUCAGCUACUGUGUCUCCCUCUUCUCAGCUGUUUUCUGGUUGCCUAGUCUAAUUUCAUCCGAAUCCGACAGUGAUUUAUUUUAUUCUCCAGCCCUGACCCCCUUUUGACGUGCAAAUGUUUGUUCCAUCCCUACAUAGUGCACUAGCAGGAGUGUGAUGAUAGUUAUGCUGGUAUAGCGUGCUUAAUGUUCCUAAUGAUCGGUGUUACCCACAAAAAUCCCUGAGAAUUGCUAUCUAUCUGUUUCCGGACAAGCAUGCUUUCCGAGUAUGAAGAACGAGCGCAUUUGUAUGCAAAUGAUCUCCUAAAAGAACAAUCAUACAAGUUUUGCACCUGAAUUUGAUCACCCUCAAUGCUUGCACUUUCUGCCUGUCAUCUGAGCAAAGCUAAAAAUGCACACAUAGGUGCAUUCAUAGUCGAGGAUGGUUCAACUGGAGGCAACUCCUGAUCAGAUUGAUUAUUUACGGUGUUAGCGAUGGCACGGGUAAACAAGAGAGUUAAUCUCCCUUGUGGCUCUCAUCUCACAGUCAGCUCAUCAACUGACGUCAGCGAGUCUCCGAGCAACAUGCAUUCGGACGAAACACACGUACUCUGGAUUCAUUUAACUGUCUAGGUAUAUUGGCGUCUGAAUUUCAGCCAUCACUUUUGAAUUGAUCUGUCACCAUAUCAGCGUGAAACAAUGCACCAUCCGUUGUAAUUCUCCUGAAAGUCCUUUUUUCUUCUCCAGGCUCAAUCGAGCGUAUGGGUGCGGUUACAAUGGAGGUGCCGUUUGUUGCUUUGAAACAGUGUAUCGGUUCAGAGCAGAGGACGUUCACAUACUGCGGGGUUGACAACAUGUUGAUGGGAAUUUACUAUCUUGUCCGAAUAUGGUAGUUUGGUUUGCACUGGAGAUCUGCUUUAAAGCUCUUGUCUCUGGCGCUUACAUAGUGGUGAUCAAUCAGUAAGCGGAAGUGUCUUCAUCAAAUAGUACUUCUAAAGCUGAGUUUGCUACAAAUGUUUGGGAAUCAGCGCAAAAUGAGAACAAUAAGUCGAUAUGAUAACGGAAGGACAGGUAUGGGGGUUCCACUCGGUAAAGACACGUAUGCUGACUAAUAUAAUCCAAAUGAGUAUCUGAAUAUCCUUAUCUGUAACUAUAAGAGAGAACCUGGUAAAUGGGCAGUGUUUCCAAGCUCAAACAUGCAAGUAAGAUGACUUUGAUUGCUCUGUGCAGGGUCGUAAAGGGCAUCUGUAGCGGCCGAGAACGUCAAGAAGAGCACACACCAAAGUAAGAGAACGCUGAUAAGAGAUCUUGACCGGGGUAGACCUGAACGGAACUGUUAGCAUUCCUUGAUACACAUCCAUACACACGAGAAGAAGGCAUGUCGAAUAAGGGGUAACGUAUAAUAUGACGAGAUUGCACUGGGAAAACGUAUAAUAAUCGUAAUUGUACAGGAAGAAUGGUUACUUCUGUAGAAUGACCUGUCUCGGUGGAGAGGCGAUGCCAACAUGCAGCUAGUAAACCGGUGGUGAGCGCAGCGCUGGGGGCAACUGCGGGGAGGGGCCGAGGGAGUGUCGAUGUAGCGAGGAGGCGAGCGGUACGGACGAUGCGUUACGUUACGGUACGAUGAGGGGGAAAGGGAUCGGCAGAAGAGAGAGGGAGGGACACCGGCUAUCUUCACCGACACGCGACUACGCCAUCUCCACCCUAGGUCCUCGCGCCAAAAGUGUCACGACAUUCAAACAACUCUGUUUUUGCCAAGGGGCGUUACACAUCGAACUUAGCUUCGGAUUCAUUUCUUUGUUUAAAUGCCUGUCGCUCUUCCGGUUGCUCUCAGUGCAACUAGAUCACUUCUUUCUGUGAGUAUGAGAGCGAGACCAGAGUCAACUUCAACCCUUCAUAGUGCUUGUAUCGCAUUGUCUUCAUCGAAUCCCCUAGGUCAUCACAGCUGGGGAUCAGAGAGAGACACAGUUUGUCCAUUAGGGUUUAAAUAAAAUUUCACCAGUACAAUUUAAAUGACGGUCACUCAUUUCACACAUAGUUCUUUGCCUUUUUGGCAGGCAGUGACUUUCCAUUCGAGUCUGAUAUUGCGUUAAUACGAGUUUAAACGUAGUGUUCUUAAAAAUAUAAAGUAGGAAAACCCAUACGUGCGCUGCACGCUUGUUUUAAUUCGAGAAAAAACACUAUGUAAGGAGACUGUUAGGGGAGGGGGCCCAGCAUCUCUGUUCUCACCUCUAUGAGAGCUGCAUUAAUAUCCUUAGGGGUAAAAAAACGAUAACAAUCCGAAAUUUUACCCUAGAAGGGGUGUGCUCUGGGACUGGACUAUAAAGAAAAUUGACCUUUUCCCAAAACUCAGUCGAUUUAAUUAAAUUUUAAAGAUUUUUCUGUGGAAAACGGCCUAGGAUUUUGAAAAAUUUUGAUUAAUGAAGGUGAUUAAGACUAGUCAGGAUGCGUGUAGAAGUUGUCUGCCUUCUAUUGCGAUUCCCCCCAUUCUUACCCUAGUAAAAGUGCAUUAAUUUUAAAUGACCUUGACCAUGCUUUUUCUGUCUUUCAUAAGCGUUUCGCAAAAAUUAGACCAACACGGAAAAAUCUCCCGCCUCAGUUCUUUUAGAAUCUAUUCACCUGUAAGGCACUCGGCGCCCUCGUAGAAGGUUAGAGCACGUGUCAGUGAGUUAUUGCGGACAUUUUUAAAAAAUAUGCUGUUUUGGAAUUCGCUGCACCCUUAGAGCGCCAGUAUUGUGCCCUAUUUACAUGCGUUGCCAUGACAGACUGGUCUGGUAACAGGUUACGCGGUUUAGUGGCGCCAGGUGAAGCAGAAAUUUGAGGAAAUAGAAGAAUGAAGGCAAACUGGCCAAUCAUCUUACAACGAGAGCGCUAGAGUGUGUCAGACCGAAUCUAUUCGAAAUGGUCCGCUUGCCAGCAAGGUCGGGUAGCCAGAACGUUGCUUUCUCAGUUUGGGCUAUGUUUUCACUUCCAAAUACAUUAGCAAAAUUUUGGGUUUUCCUGCUUAAUUAUAUCGACUUCGGAUGUCUUUUUGGCAGUUAUACCACUUAACCGAAUGUGAAAAUUCAUAUGCUAAGGGACAGUUAGUAAAAUACAAAAAAAUUGGGCUACUGCGGUCUUUGUGGCACGAAUAUGCUAGGUGAGACUACUUAAUUUGAUCGCUGGCAUAGAAUGCAUCGUAUGGAGGAGGUCAAACUUACGUUUAAGGUCCAAAUGUCAUCAUUUGGUCUUCUGUUUGUCUUAGGUAGCAGAAGAGCUCCCUGCCUCAAAGCCCUGUAAUUGCUUUUCAGAGGUACUUUAGUUUACUUUCUAAAACGUAUGACGUUUAGUUUUCUCAAUGGACCUAAAACAUAAAUGACUUAUGCAGUGCUUAGAAAAGCGAGCCAUUUUGAUAUUUCUGCAUAGGACGAAUAGUCGUUGUCGUCUGUUUUUCUUUCUAUAAGUUAUAGUUUUUUACCUUCCAAUUUUGCAGACUAAUUUCUCGUUACCGUUGCAGACAGACUUUUCAUUCGAUAGUUUUCACAGUGUGAAAGUUAUCGUUAACGGAUUUAAAGUUCCUUUCUUGGCAGGAGUUCAUGGGUUCGGUGCCCAUUUGCGAUGACUUAGGAGAGUCCAUAAAGAAGUUGGCUUGUUCGAUGAAGUCUAGGCGAAGGUCGUGUGGUAUCGUAUAAAUUUAAUUUUAAUCUUAAGUUUUCAUUGUUCAUCAGAGAAAAUGUUGCAAACCGGUUAGGAGUGAACCUUCAUUAGAAAAACCUUUUGCAUUUGUCUUUUUUAUGUAAUUUUGAGUUAUUCUAACGUAGUUCACUGCUGCGUCUGACAGGUGAAUAUCAGCGAAUCGUCAUAAUCUCAUUGUUCUUAAAUCAGACCGUUGUUCUAAAUCCCUAGAUCUCAGGGAAACUGGAAGACUAGUUAAAAAAUAUGGCUGUUCGUAUAGUAAUCAGGGCCGUAUUGGCCAUGUGCUUCGGGUAUUUAGCUCGCCCAUCACCCUUUCGGAAGGCACAUAGUUGUAACUUUCAUGCGGGCUUUCGUAGCUUCUCCUUACUACUUUCUAGGCGCCUACAUUGUUCUGACGGUGGAAGGUCAAGAAAGCCGAGAGUGUAUGUAGGCGCAGUGAUUGACAAGUCUAACCGACAGCAGUUCGACCGACGUGGGCAACCAUGUCCACCGUGCGCUCUACAACAGGGUGAGCGCAGGGACGGGGACUAGUGUGUGAAUAAAUUUAUAGUGAUAGUGGACUUGCGUAGCAUCUACCACACUCCCUCCUCCUCUUCCACUUGGAUCCAGUGUCAAGACAGAGUCAAGAAAACCGAAGACAGGAGAGAACGCAGGUGGUUGGCUCCACGCGAACCGGCGCCUAGGCGCGCCGCCACACCCCUGACCCACAAUUACACUGACCAGGAUUUUGUCCGACAACAAAAGUAGUGGGCUGUACGAUCCCAGUAGACGCGGAGUCAGGCUGCAUGUGGACCUGCCUCCACACCUCCAACGCUAGCAUCGGUUAUGGGAGUGCAUUCCCGAGAACGCCUACCGGAGUCUGAUCUACCACCUGUUUUUGGGAUAGCGCAUCUAACCACUUCGUCCUCCGCGCCAAUCACGAUAUGGUAUUAAAAUGUGCUUUGUUAGGGUAAUUAGUCCUUCGGGGAAGGGGAGGGUGAGCAUUGCAUCGGAUGACAAAGCUUGUGAGUCAGAAUACUGCGGCAAUUAACGCAUCGGAUGCGACCGCGGAGCAUGCCCCACUUCUAAUACAAAUACUGAUAAUCGAGGUAGGCGUGUAGUCGAGUAGCAAAUUCAUCCAAGGAUCACUGAUGUCCCCUUUAUCUCCCUCUGCCUCUGGUGAUGGGUAUGAGAUUACAUCAGCCAUGCAUCGCGAAUUAGGUUUGUAAUCCAGCGAUUGAGUCGUCCUUCAUCUGAGUUGUUUCCCUGAACCCGAUAUGUUCCUUGUGCCUUUAACUGACAAAUGUCUCUCUGCUAUGCAUUAGACCGUGCGUCGAGCAUGAUGAGAACUUCCACAACCUGGGCAGAUAUGAGUUACCUCCUCCCAGAAGGCUUCUGUACCUGUGUCUAUCGGUCUCCGCUAAGUCUAUUUGAGCCCUCAAUAGCUGCCAUGCAGGCGUGUGGAAUAUGUCAAAGCGAGACAGGUGCCGUGUCAGGCUCUGAUCUCAAUCUUAGCUUUAACCGGACUAAGCGUCCGGGGGGGGGGGCGCUGCUGCGUGGAAGACUGGGAAAACAACGAGGUCGAUCCAGCACGAAUUUAGCGCUUUAUGCUUACUAUAAACAAAUGCAUGCGCUCUUUAUCCAUUAUAACGCAUUAAUGGUCGUAGUUCGGCGCAAGUCUGUUUCAUUAUGAACAAAUGCACGCGCAAGUCGCGGCUGUGUUCAUCGCGGGAGGCAAGGGUGGACCACGUGGCCUUCAACGGUUGAACUAUCGUUAAUUAUGGAUCCCUAGAAUUGCCGCAAGGCGGGGUACCUCGGUUCCGACUACACCAUUCCUCUCUCCUCUCCAGUACACCAGUGGCCUGUCUGAAUUCAGCGACUGGUGGUUAAAUUGUUUUUAACGCCUAGCGUUGCGCGUGGCCUCCGUCUUGUGCAUUUCACGGGACACACACUAGAGGUAGUUUGCUCAUCAUAACCGACUCUUUUAACCUUGGUAGUAGGUUCGAUGCAGAUGAGUGGAUCAAAGGUGUGCGCAUAUGGUCGGAAAGACCUAUACUGCGAAUGAGACGCUUCAGCAGGUGAAUACUAGCCAUCCUGACAAUCUAUUGAAAAUGAAUCUGAUUCGACAGGUCAAAAGAAUACAGGAUCGGAAAUCCCGACUCAUUUCCCGCCACAUGCCAGUCAAUAUCUUUUGCAGGCAACAUAGAUGGAGGUGGUCUAGUUCUCGCACUUUACUUUGGUAAAUUGUUCAGAUCUCUGUGCUGUAGAUGAACCUUGUCAGAGUGAGAACCCGGAACAUUAUGAGCUUCCCGUUGAGAAAGAUCCCAUGGCAGUUUCGGGGUCAGUGCUGUGUUUUGCCGAGAAUCUGACUGGCUUUUAAGAUCUGGGAUGCGAUUUAGUCGUCGAGUGCGAUUGUUUAUGAGAUGGUGGCAUCUAUGUAUGCGAAAUGAUCCACUGCCGCGUGGUAAUCAUCACUGAUAUUUACCAUGGCCUCGGUGUACUUAACAGUUGGCACCGUCUUGUGCAUGGCGGCUUUUUCUAUCUGUUAAUGGCUAGUCGGAAGUGGGCGCAUCCAGAGACAUGUUCGCCUUAGUCGUCAUCAAAGAGGAGGACGUUUUCUCGCAAUCUGCACAUAAUGGAGGCUGAGUAGCUUCCCAUCGGCUCGGUGCCGUCAGAAUGACUCUGCCCAAUUUCACGUGACAAGGGUGUCUAUCCGCCCUGUGCCGCACGUUUACACGUAAACAUUCUAAUUGUUCAUUGGCCAUCUCUUAGUUGGCAAAUAUCAUUCUAAUGUUGUGUGAGUGGUAGACAAACCUGAAGUCCGCGCAUAUGUCCCAAUAGGUGCAUUCGGUGGCUGAACGCGUGGGUGCGGUGUGGGUAUAAAAGAUGAAGGUGACAGAUGUUGGCCGAGGCUCCAGAACCUGGUUCUUCAAACAUGCGGAACCAUAAUUUUCAUCCUCAGUGUUAUGCGUAGCUGCUUAAAUGCGUGUACAUACAAAUAUUAACGAAUAUGAGUAGUUCAUGAUUGCUGUGUUAGCUUUUCUGACGCCUUUUGAGUUGCCUGUUUAAUCCACGCAAGCCCAUUUGAGCUCAUUUGCAUCUCCACACCUCUGAGCGAACGCAGCAUGUGCCCUCGUGUCCUUUCUCUCAUCGAUCGCUGCGUCAUUCGCAUGCCUUUGAGGCGGUUCCGUUCGGACACGCUUACUCACACACGCGAUCGGCCGUCAAUAUGCGCGUGACGUUGAAACGCGCGCCAAGGCGACGCAGUGGGAGACAAUCUGAUGACGCGUUGGCUAUGGGCGUAACCUCAGCCGUCCUCAAAGUGUUUCGUCACAUGCAGACUGGUGACUGUUGACCCACUACGACCCACCGCAACAGGCCUGGAAAGAGGCGAUCAAAUGAUUGCUAUGACUGGCCGCAGUAAGUUAGAGACCAGGGGAUGCGGGAAACCGAAGUGCGCGCCUGUAACUCCUCUGCGCUAAUCUGAGGGAGCAUUCAAAUUGAUGAAUUAGCACAGGACCCAGCAGAGGCUUCAUAAAACAGUGUGUGCUUCAGUGGCCACGCAAACUGUUGGUCAGUCGUUUAUUAAAAGGGGGAGUGGGGACUAGCCACCAAGGGAUCAACUAACCUGAUGGUUUUGGCCUGAUAUCGGGUGAUGAAAGUUAAAAAGGGCAUGUAAACCGGAAAUGCAUCAUCACUUUUAUUUAUUUUAACCGUGAAGCUGUCGAUGCAUGACCCAAAUGGCAGUUUUGCAAAAGACGACAUACCCAAAAGCUCACGAACCAUGAAAAAAAUCUAUGUGACAACUAAACUAAGUCAUAAGUUGUUCCAAUUUCGUUUGCCAAAAUAGGAAAUUACCAAAUAAGUUUAGAGCUACGGGCGGAGAAUGUUUGGAAAAUAUUUGAAGAAUUUUAUCGACAAAAACGAGAUUGUCAGAAAUGACCAUUUACAGUUUAUCGUUCGUCAUCGGCCAGACAUACUUCCAAACCUCGAUCCGGUAAGAUAGUCAGUAAGAAUUCUAAUCAAUUUCCCACGCCUAGGUAAUUACUGUCUAAAAUAUUUAGUCAUGCGAUGAUGGCGUUUGCAGAGUUAUAUUGAUCGUAUAAUGAAGUGCAGAUGUCUCUCGAAUGCUGUUUAUUCACCUUUAGAGCGAAAACGCAAAUUUUAAAUAAUAUCCUGGCGAUGGUACGUAAGUAUUAUUGGAGACUACAACUGAAUUCCGACGUUGAGUUUAUCAAACAAAGGAGAGUUUAAGUUUGGCCGAGAACUCGUAUUCGAACUUAUUUUCUAUAUGAUUCGAUUCCUUUCCAAAGUUAUGUUGCUUUUACGUUGCCGUCCCAGUUGAGAACAGAACAUUUCGAGAAGAUAAAUGUCAACAGCAUCUACAACGAUAAAAUAUUUCGGAGUAAAGGAGAAGGAAUUGAUCGUCGUCUUAAGAAAACUUCAUCAAAUGAUAAAUCGAACUCGAACGCAGUCGACCUUCUAAUUAUGAAAAUGGGCCUUAGCUGUGAAAUUCCUCCAUUUUUUGAUGGCAGUUGCUGAUUUAAAAAAAUCCUCCUAAAAUUGCAUACAAGCACGCUGCCGCUUUUGAUGUUCGUCGUGGGGAGUUCUCUUGGUUUGAUGGCCGGCCAACCCAGCAACUAAUGAUACUUCUGUAGGGCUCCUACGACUUCAUAAGCUCUGUGCAGCAUUUCCGUCAGUCUAUCAAGAGCAAAAACCCAGUGGUAAGUGAAUUUCCAAAACAAUGGAUGCAGAAAAAUAUGCUGUUGAGCAAACGGAAGCGUUUUUUACGAGUCUUCCAAUAAAAAUGUUUUUUCCUGCGCUGCCGUCCUAACUAGAGUCAGAAAAAUCGUUGCUGAAAUUUCCCUAUAAAUGUGUCCGUCGGACUUAUAACAAGAAUUUUUAACAUCGAGCAAAAAAUCCAUGAAAUAACGAAAUAUAAGGCAUUUCUGUUUUGAGUCAUUACGAUUUUCAGUAGAAAAUUCUCAAGAAACCAUGGUCGAAGGCAGAAGAAAAAUUGGCAUUUUAUAAUUUCGGAUUAGACAGUUCACAUGACAUCUCGUUUUCCUGGCAGGACAGGCGGAUGUAGUUGGGCGCCGAGUUUUUCACAGUUGAGUCAAUAUGAAGAAAUUUAUUUUUGUUGAAUAAAUAAUGAAUUUCCUUCGUAAAAGCUGAGAAAUGCCCAUGAUAAGCGAAGAAGGAAGAGUAGCCGUUCAUAUUAAAAAGCACAUCUGCAGCCUAUUUCCUGGCGGUUUUCUUCGUCGCCUGGUUGUGCGCGUUGUUUGUAAUUUGCAAUUUAGUUGCUGAUGCGACACCUUCUUCUAAUCCACAUCCUUUAUGCAUUCGGAUUUGUUGUCGGGGAACCUUUAAAUAGCUCUGGUAAACGACAUAGGACAGGGAACAUUCUGGGUGUCAUAGGCAUCCGCCGUAUAUUCAGUUAGUCAGAAUGUCAAAGACAUGGGAAGGUUGAAAUGGCCAUUUCUGGCUUAUUAGCCGUCGUCAGCCAGUCACACUGAACCCCGAAGUGUGGAACACCUGGGUCACGAUCCCGCGACUUGUUAGUUAGAGGUCCAACGCCUCUAACCACUGAGCCACGGGCUCUUUGUCCUAUCGGUUGCGAUCGGUAAUGUACAAUGAUAGAGGGGUGCUCACCGAUCGUUUAAUUGUUUAAUCGCAGGACGCGUCAGUGGGAUCAACCAUUGCCUAUGUACGUAAUUUGUUCUUUCAUGGUUUACUUGAAAAAAAUCAACAAGCGUACAAUUUCGGAUUGUAAUUCACGGAAGACGUCUGUCUUUUUGAAAACUAAUACCAAAAUUCAGUAGGAUAUUACAUGACCAUGCCUUUGUAUCACGUAAUCGGAUGCCCACAAGUAGCUCACAACCAUGCAGAAAUACGCUGUCAGUCCUCAAUGAAAAUAGCACGAAUGUUGGACAAAAUCCAUAGGUUAAGCCUAGACAAGGGCGAAAACCUCAAGAAGCUUACAUUUAGAAUUUGGAAAAAAGUGGUGCACAAAUUUGAGAAUUUGUACUAGGUUUGAACUUAGGAAGAUGCUCGUGCUUUGGUUCUAUUAGAUUUUGGCUGUCAUUACUAUCUGCGUGAUCCGUACAUUAGAAGUUCACAUUACCUGUUACUUUCUUACGCCUGGAACUGCACGUUAUACAGUUUAACUGUGCAAAUGAGGCCUAGGGUAUCCGAUCAUGUGUUGUUCGCUUCUGAUUUGUUGCAGUGUCUCUCAAGUUAAUAUCACCUCACGUCAUAGAUCUCGUUUGUGAAUUCGGACUUCGUUUUACCAGCAGACACCCGGCAUAUAGGUUCGAUGAAGAGUGACUCGGGGGUAAAAUGUGAUGAUAUAGACUAACGCAGCACCGGCCUAUCUCUCGCCUCUCCUCCUAAUCCAAUCACAACCCGUUGGCACGGAGGAGAUAGAACCACCUGGCAUGUAGUUAUGUCUGCACGCGUAACCUGCGACUAUCCCCUGGUCCACAACCCAACAAGUCUUGACACACAAAAUCAUCGACGUUAGCGGGGCUACGUCGACCACCCUAUUUAUAGUUCGCCCAUUAACCUGAGCAGUUACUGGGGCAUAGCUAAGCCACCUAACCCUAAUUCGUGGAGACACAGAUAAGAGCUGCGUGUCACGUGACCCGAGCGGCCGCCACAUGUAGCGAGGCCUUUGGCGUGGCUUCCCAUACGUCAAAGUGACUUUCUAUCCCUGAGCAGUCCAUACAUCUGAAAAAAUAAUACGUCAUGGGAACACGAUGAGACCUUCCUAAUUAGGCUUGCGUGACGCGUUAGAAAUGACUACGGGGUGGGUUUAUGGCUGCAUGCAUUUUGCCUUCAAGUUCAGGCCAAGUAGGUGGUUGUCUAGCACGCUUUGAAAAUCAGGUCGGAUAAAUUCACUGUCCAGGGGCAUGACACGCAACCAUGACGUGCAACCGGUCAACGUAAUUAAAAGCCAGCAGUCUUGGGACAUAGAAGAGAUUAAAAAUACUCCUUCUUAUGUCUGUUUCUGUGCGUGGCAUGAGGCAGUUUGUGCAAGUUAUAUGCCAGUUGGGUGAGUCCGUGGCUAGUUUUCCCCCUAAGGAUUCCGCAUGAUGGGUCCGUUGUCUGGCCUUCCAUCAAUUAGUCACUGGCGUUUUUAGCUGGUCGCUAUACGGGUUGCAAGAUAGGUCGAUGAAACCGAUCAAAUUCACAAGUAUGUGUGAAUUGUCUGAGGCAUACUUUGUACGUACAUGCACACUGGAUCAGCCAUUGGUCAAGGCGUAGACUGGAAUUGUCGGUUCUUGAAAUGGGGUCAGCAACCAUCGCGUCCGAGUGGGUUCUCGGUUGCGGGAAAGUCAUAGACGUCAGUCAAGGCCCCUAAAGUCAAACCACCAAAUCCUAGGUCUUGGGAUUCAGGCUGCCGUGGCUUGAGAAGACUGUUUUUGCCCGGCAAUAACCUUUGAGUGCAUAUCAGCAUUCACCUUUUUCAGCGCAUUUGCUCUCUGGCAAGUAGUGUGCGAUAGUGCCAUUACACUUUUGAAGUAAAAUUCCCCGGGAGAAGCCGAAAAUUAGUCAUAUCCCCAUAGUUUGAAUGAAUAGCUUCCCAGGAGCCGGGUCUUGAGUGCCGUGUUUCAUUGAACUGAUCAGAAGCGGCCUCAAGGACAGUGAUUCAGUGAAGCACGUGGAGGCAGAAGUAACCGAGGGCCGGCUAGUAAUCGCCGAAUAUUCACCUAGUCGUCAGUAUCGACUAACGCAUAGCCCUGAGUUCAUUGCUCCUGCGGUUGCUUCAGCCGUAGGCGCCCACUCGGGUUCGCGUAUGCAAAUGAGAAUUAUACGGGGGAAGGAGACGACUGUGGAUGCAUGAGAAGCGGCAACACCUGCUUCACUUGCUGAAUUGUAAUCUUCGGUCCUCGGCAACCGGCACAGUAACUACAAGCAUGUACUCACAAUAACAGUGAUUUGGGGGAAAGCAUGAUGCAAAUGAGUCGUUCGCAUGACACUUUCUGCCUCGGAAUAAAGACAUGCUGGAGUAUAGCAAUGAACAGCCGCAAUUAUAUUGUCCUCUUCAGUUACAACGGGGUGUUAAUUUGUACCUCAAUCGUCAGAACUUCUAGGUACAACAAUUUGUCCGAACUGGAAAGGAUUUUUGUCACCUGACUAAUGCCAUAAGGACAUAGUUGAUUUCGGAUUGGAAAUAUUCAUCAUGAAGUUAGAUAAUCGUGCCAGAAGAGAUCAUUGAUGCAGUAGCAGCCCAACCUGUAGUUUUUUUUGCAAUGAGCAGUUGGCGAUGUACCUCCGGAAACAUAAACAGAAACUCCGACCAAUGAUCGCGGUUAGAAGGUCUUACUUACGUGACUAUCAUGCAGUAUUAUUCCAAGAUAUUUAGGUCAGGCCAGGAUGUCAGCUUUUAAAUGCACGCCUUCCCGUUCACCAGCAAAAAAUAUUCGCGAAAAACGACCCCUUGUGUAGUAUAAUUUUGUGUGGAUUUUCGAUGCCUGGAUAAAUUUAACCGUAGUUUAUAGAAGGCGUACGCGAAAACAUCCUCCCCUAUGCCUCUAUUUCUGUGGCUUAUGUCCUUUUUCAAGUGUUCUGCUCGGUAAAAAAAAAGAUAUCAUUCAGUUUCUUUAAGUUUAAAUUGGAAGUUUUUAAGACCGCAAAGCGUUAAAUCUGAGACUCGGCAAGUUGAGCAAUGGGCUCAAGUACGACGCGUUGAGACUAGGAAUAGUCUGCUUAAUGCAAGAGUAGUGUCAUUCUAUUCAGUUUGAUGGUCAGUCGCUGAGGCAAGGAUGCGUAGAAGCACUGAAACGAGUGUCACUAAAAUCCAACGCUUGAAUACAACCAACUGACAAAAAAACAGAAUCAUUGUCUGUCCAGUUUCACUUCAACACAAUAAUAAAAGUGCCUAAGAAGUCGGAUGGUAUGUAACAUAAGACGAACAAAAAUAACAUUACGUAUGCCUCAUUCUGACACCUCUGACGUGCUCUAUUCGGAAGUCCUAAUGUCGUAUUGGUACAAUGUAUCCCAAAGCCUGUUGCAAAAUACGAACAAUUUAAGCGCUGCAUUUUUGCGAAAGACUAAGUUCAUUUGCAUUGUCCUUCGAAUUAACAUAUUUCUGCAACCGAAAGUUAGCCCGUACAUUUAUUAUAGGUCACCACCACGCAUUGUUUCCUGUGCGGAUUGUGCACCUUCUUAAUGCACCACGGCAGAUGCAUGUAUGUUAUUCGACCUUCAAUUUUCACAGGGUUAACUAGGUGAUUCUCACUUCACGACUAAUUCUGAUAAUUAUUUUAAAUUACUCUGGUCGUAUGAGGCAUUCGUAAUUGUGGUUUCUGCCGUAUCAGCCGCUGUUUUCACAGUCACCUUCACUUUGAUUUGCUGUUAGCAACUGCUAGGGAUGGAGAGACACAGUGCGAUGAAAGCCGUGCAAGUUGCCCCCAUUUUAAGCCAACCCAAGAACGUCCAAACAGAUUGUACACAGUCAACUUAUUUGAAACAUUACCUCCCGAGACGUGGGAACCCGGUCGGGGAGUUCAAGUACUUUAAAUGGCAAUUCCAGUUUUUGCCUCAAAAAAGUCUCUUUGAUAGACACUUUCCUUCGAUUAAUUGCAGUGAGUUCGAAUGUACCUCACUAUAUAGCUGAUGUGCACUCCGGCUCAGUUCCUGCAUGGUCUACGGCGAAAGGGUUGCCCUGUUGCAUUUUUCUAAAGCAAGUUUGCCUCUCAACAACGCUACAUGAAGGAAGUACGGUAGUUUGUACGGAAUGUGCAUUCAAACGCCUUUUAGCUGUGGUGGCUAUUCCGAGGCACCUUUACCGGAAGUAUGAGACAACAGUUAGUUCGCAGUUGAGGAAACUGUCAGUUCUAGAAUCUUCUCUCUAUAGACACUCUGCCUGUCUUCCAUCCCCAAAUCUUCGUGCUCGAAUCUCUAGAAACUAGAGACAGUUAUCUUAGGUCUCUCCGCUAAUAACAUUUCCUGAGCAGUGAGAGCUAUUUAAUGUCAGAUUAUGUUAUUAAGCUUAAGGACGACAAAUUCAUUGUUCAGGCAACUCAGUCAAGAGUUUGUUCUAAGUAUUCUUCUUCUAACGUUGGCGAGGCAAAUGGGUCUCAUAGAGCGUACUGACUUUCCAAUUCAUGGUUAAUGUAACUAACCAGUGACUUUGUAACAAUAUUGAAGGUGAAAAAACACGCAGGUUUACGGCAUACUUUCUAUAAGCGUCCAGCUACGUGCCAAUAGAUGACCCGUGUAUUGUUAUGAAAGCAAGUAAUGCAGUUUAAUUGUUUCACACUCAUGUGUAAAUUCUGAAUCUACCGGUAACCCAUUCUUUUGUUUACAUCAGCUAUUAAACCUACCAUAGCAAUAUUAUUGAAAUUAAUUCAUUCGAGCACACGAACAAAAACUGAAAAACCUAUUUGAGACUGAGAAUGUUAGUGAGAUGACACUUCUUGUAUCAUGUUAGUAAAUUCUUUCUCUAUUAUCAGGCUAAUUCAAUUAGAUAGCCCUAAACAGGAGCUCCUACGUGUACCACAAAACGAAGAAAAAUUGCUUGCAGUUUAUGGAGCUACCGGAUGUAUGAGACAACAGUUUCUAAAGUUUCAGAGUGACUUUUGAGGGACUGUGGCCAGAGGUGAUCCGAAACGCGGCGAAACGGGUGUAAAGCAAGAGCCAAACUGCUGCUCCUCAGCACAAAACGUUUUCUCACAAUUUAGCCCCAACAGAGAGUCAUAAAAACUUACAAUUUCUAUUCUAUAAAUCGCGUGCUACCUGAAUUCGUGGUCUGCCUACCACGCAUGUCCGAGAAUGGACAAGUUGCAUAACUGAGGCUUUGAGAGCGCUCUCUUCUGGAGUUCGCAGAUUCGGUGACCUUUGGUGAACUGGAGACUGCAGUGCGCAAAAUGUGCAAUGAGGUUCGGUCCAUCUGCUGUUUUGUGGGUGUCGUCUGUUUUGCAGUCAUGCUAAUGGCUUUACAUGAACAUGCAUGCACCUCAGGGUGGUAUAAGGUCAAAAAUGAGGGUUUUUCGUCGAGCCGGCUCGGCUGCUUCAUCUGCGCCGUUAAUAAACACUGCUCAUAGGUUUUCUGAGGACACUUCUUUAGCAUUUUUCGCAAACGGCCUAUGUUCCCUGCGUAUUUUAAUUCGUUCACGGUGGAAACAGACUCGAUGGCGUGUUGAUAGGCGGCGUCUGACUUGUAAAGAUACAUUUCGGUUUGAACACCGGUAAUAAAACGACUGUUUCGAACUUCUGCCAUCCAUGUCCCGAAUGGGAGCUUCUGAAAAACCGAAUAAACCUAAACUGAAAUGUUGUUUCAUUAUCCACACUACUCUGGCGCCUUUGCUAUAGCUUAUUUUGUCGCUUUUCGACCUUCUAGGCGAUCGUUUUUUCCUAAUCCUCUUCGAUAGAAAGUAGGACUAGUCAGAUUAGUCUGCAUUCAUUCGAUUGCAAGCACUCAAGUUUCUUAUACGUUACCUCAUAAGGGACUUUAGAGGAAUCUUGAGUGGUGUCUCUAUGAUUGUUCAGACUUCGAGAACUUGUACUCGUUUUUGUAGGUUUAUAUUGCUGUCAAUAGGGUCGUGAAUGCUUCUGUCCGAUUCACUUAUGAUUUUUUGUUUUUUUACCGAAAAAAGUAAAUGUACUGGACAAUAUCCUGAAGGGAUUUUGGUGGACUUUUUAAUGACACUAGGGCUCACAAAUUCACCAGUUUUGAUGGCGUAUCAAUCAUCCCAUGAAAAUGUAUAUCCUACUUGGUGGAGGCGAAAUAUUUUAAGACACUUCUAGAGUCGUAUUAAAUACCAAUACCGAGGAAUCGAUUUUAUUUCCGGGAAUAAAAACAACUGCGUAUCAUACCCUAACCGGACUUUAGUAAGUUGCUCUUAAGGGUAGUAGUUUGAGUGGUUUUUUAGUUAAGAAUGACGGCAAUACCAAGUUCUCAAAGGACAGCUCUUAGUCAUUUAGAUGAGAUUUAGGUGGAUCGUCAUGGAACAGUAAUCAGGGUGAUGCCUUCCAAGAGCAUUAAUGACGAGAAAUCUCACAAGCAGUAAGACGCCGUUCUUUUCAUCCCACGAUCGCUAAACAGUUUGACAAGCGUAAAAUAUUAUUUAUUGCCGGUUUCAUCUACCGUCCAGGAGAGGAGCGCCUCAGUAGUCAAACAGAUGUGUCAAACCACUUUUUUGAACAUGUUCAAAAGAUCUCCUUUUAAUACAAGGGAACAGAUAUGUAUCCUAAACUAAAAUUAAACUGUUGCAUCUACGCAGACAGAAAGAACUGGCAGGACUUAUGAACUGACUGGGAUGUCGAGUUUCCGGAUGAAUUGGACCUGCGUCAGCUCAGAGUCUCAUUUACCAGUCACAACAAUCACGAAUUUACUUUAGUAACCAAGCUCCCGCCAUCACAUGCAGCCGUGCUGGCGGAUGGAGUCAGAUGAUAGCUAACCGACUAAAGGCUGCUGGAAAACAGACACCAAAUUUUUGACAACGCUUGCCUUGUAAGGGUGAUGGUAAGAAAGUAGAUUGAUGAAUGUGAAACGUCAGCAAUGAUGGACAUGCACCCGAUGGCUGUCAACCAAAAGUUUCUCCCGAAAGAGGUGACAGACACUUUCUAAAACUGACCAAAUCUCACACGUAGGAUUUCGUCAGGAACGGAGCCAGCUGAGCAAAUAUGUAAUUCCAGAAUGCUGGAAACUGUGUGAGUUAUACGCCAUCGGGUUAGGAGCAAGACUUUUACUGAAAAUGUUCUUAGGUUAGUUUACAACCAGAAUAGUACGGAUGCACUGACGGGUCUUACUCACAGAUAAUUUGAUUCUAACUGACAAAUUCCCAUUGCACUUUCGAAAACGGCAUAAAAUGCCCAGAGGUAGUUUUCAGUUAGCUCGUGUGUUUUGAAAGGAGUGGGAACCAGCGACAGGAGUCCCUUAAAGGAGCAUCUUAGUGUAGAUAAUUAUGCUCACUGACCGGAGACGUUUCGCAGCUAAUCCUUCGGAACGGUACUACCUCUAUUCAUCGACUGUGCUGCGCCAUACACUUAGUGAAGUUAACAUCUGGAGCUGUUUGGGGUCUGUGCCGCUCCCUAUUUUUGCUGUGGUAUUAAAUCCUGGUCAGUGUCCGUUGGGGACCAGUACGUCUAGGUGCGGGUUUUCUCCGUGCCAGCCAUCCGCGCCCUCUACAGCCUCCGGUCUUCCUGACUUUGUCUUUCCGCCGGGUGGAGGAGGGAGUGAGAUAGAUGCAGCGCAAGUCACAGUCCCUAUUUUUUAACCAGUGGGUCUCGUCGCAGACGGUCGAAUAGUUAUUUUAAUAUUGCCUCUAUAGUGGAAUCGGUCUAAGAUCCGUUCAUUAUUAUUUCUAAACUUCAGUCCAUUCGUUUGUGUCGGUUUGCGAGUGCUUAACAAUAUUUCGUAAACUUCGACACAUUUCACGGGUGAGGUCACAUACUGUAUUUGAGCCCCGUUACAGAGGCGAUUUAAAAAUUCUUAAUAUAGUGCCUUAUGUACGAACUAACUGACUUCCUGCUAAAUCAGCAUUAAGGAUCUCGUAUCUACCAGAGUAUACGCAUAUUCCCAUAUCCAUUUUAACAUUACGGAAGUGGUAUUUAUGAAAAUGACAUUUUUCGACAUAAUUACUUAAAAUGAGUUUUCCGUCGCGCUACUGGAGAACAGUAAUACGGUCUGUAAAAAAGGAUGCCAAAUAUACCAGGGUAUUUGGAGUGCUUUGAGAUUAGGUUUCAUUUUGUUUAGUACGUAGUCGACCCUGGUCGAUAGCUUUUAUAGAUCUUAAAUGAGCUUUCAGUUAAAUACUUUUCUAAAAAUAGUGCAAAAAACCACUUAUUGUUGUUAUCAACAGAGACAACAACAGCCCGAACUAGGCGGAAUCGCAAAAUGGCGCAGUGCUGGAAACCUGCUCGGAGAAAGCUCUCGCGCUGCAUCCCUCCAACCCAACCAAAUUCGUACUAAGGACUCAGUGGUCAGCAGUUCCGACGAGCUCUUUUUUCCCACUGAUACCAAGUCAAAACCCAUUAAAGGCAAAAAGUCCAGACAGAAGAACAAGGGCAGUGCGGACGAAGGCGGUAGUUCGUCUCGACGCUGGACCGCGAAAAAGUCUAAAAAGGAGGUGAAAGGUGUCACUAAUGGUAAAGGUCGCUCGGACGUUGCAGAGCAGGCUGUUAUUCGAACUGCGUCACUGCCCGACUUUCUCGAGAAUGAGCCAUUUUCAGCUGCCCACCAAAGAGCGGACGCCGGUAAGUUAUCAUUUUUAUUUUGUCUGCGAUUUAAAAUGUUACAGUCUGUGCAAUGCGAGCCCAGAGCUUGAGGUGUGUUCAGUCGUGUCCAGUCGUACUCAUAGCUGCAUGUCUUCAAGCAGUUCUGUUCUGCCAUCUUACAAUGAGACCAUGGCUUGUGCUGUUGAUACGAUUUCUUUCCAUGCGCUAAUAUGGAGUCGGAAUCCCACUCACAUAGAUUCCACUCCACAGUUUCGCACACAGCUCACUGACCGCAAUGCAGAAUGGUCUACGCGGAGCUCAAAAUGAAAAAGCCGAUGUUCGAGGUGUAAUUCCAUGUCGGCGGAUUACCAUUUCUGGAACGGAAAGCGAUUGGCCCAUGAGGUCCCAAAGUAACCGUGACACUAUCUCAUGCGUAUUCCUUUUCGUGUCGAGUUUUUCGUCUGUACGACAGCGUGAACUCGCAGUCGGUGACGACAGUAUGCGGGGCAUUUUUUGAAACUGACCAGUGAGUUGGAGAACACACAUGGUGAUCGCUUCGAAGCAAAACAUCCAUGCAAAUUUGGAAGGUUCGCGAUUGGGAACGGUCUUAGAGCAGGUUUUUCAGACUGUGUUUGCUUUCUUUUUCUCCUUUACUGCGCUAAUGAGUGUUCAGAUUAUUAGUGUUACGGACUAUUGCAACUGCCUAUUGAAGUUAUUCGCCUCCUGUGUGUAUGAGGUUUCCCUGCAUCCAGCGGGUGGGGGCUGCAGCAAAUGGGUCGUAGAUUACACAGAACGAAGUCUUGAGCUCGACUGUUCUAUUUCGCCUUCGUGUAUGCGUUGAUCCGCUUUGCAAAUUCCCCAUAUGCCUAUGUCUUAGGAAAUGUUACUCCCUAUAACAAUCGUAGACCGAAGGAUGUGGGUAAAUUAGACUCUAGCUCUUGUAGAAUUGUGUAUUCCAUAUAAACCAACGAGGUGCCGUGAAAAAUCAGAAACGAAAUACACUUAUAUAUAUGCCUAUCUUUUACGUGUUCGCCAUUCAUUACGCACUGACGUCGACGCACAGUAAAUAAAUUGAUGAAAGGGGCAACAACCAGAUGGUUUUUAUGGCAUAAGUACCCAAUUUCUAUCGCCGGCUUGCCUGUAUGAAGGUGUAAUUUGGAGUCAAAGCAUUUCGCAUGUGAGGAUAGAAGAAUUUAGCAGGCGGGAUCAGCAUUCCGAAGUGUGCAACCUCUGAUGUUCCCUUUUUGAGCAACCCGAAUAUAUUUUUAAUAGAAGAAAGCUGUAGCUUUAUGUGAUUUGACUCCAGUUUUUUAUGGCAUGAACAAAACUCUCAACUCCAACCACAUAGGUGGAACACUGACGAUCUUCCUGGGUGACUGCGGUCUGCCAGAUGCCUACCGACAGUUGAAAUCCUCGCCCUCAGAAAGCGCGCGACAGCUGAUUAACCGACUGUUGGCAAUUUACGGCCUUAACACUCAGGCCGUUGCGAACAACUCCUAUUGUCUGCAGCAGAUUAAUAUACCGCCCAAGCACGAGCGUCUCCCGUAAGUAGUGUUCUCUCUAUGACUUUGGCUUUCUUCUUCCAUUCUAUUCCCUUUCUCUUCUUUCUCUUUCGCGUCUACUAUUUCUUCAUCUGCGUCCCAGUAUUCUCAACUUCUCUCCUUCCUCGUAACUUCGUUUCUGCCGCCUCGUCCUCCUCCGCCUCCCCCUCCAUUGUCUCUAACCCCUACCUAGUUCUUGCCCUCCGUGCCUCUUUGAAUUCAAAUUGUCCUCUUUUGCUCCUUCAUAUUUUCCUCUCGCUUCAUUGCGCUAUUGCAUCAACUUUUCCUUUUCCCCAUUUUUAUUUGCCUCAUUCUUCUAAUUCUUGAUAGGAUCCCUCCUCGUGGCCCUCUCCUUGCCUUUAUCAUUGUCAGCCUCCCUUCCUAUUCCAAACUCUUCUUCCUCGCCAUCUCCCUGCUUCCUCUUCUUCCAAUUCUCGGGCACUUCCUUUACCUCCUAUCCUUUUACUCCUGUUCUUCUUCCGCCUCUCUUGCUUCGUUAAUUAUUUAAUUUCUUGUUUCUCUCUCUGCUACACCCGCAUUCUUUGCAUGUUUUUCGCUUUCAUUCCCCAUUAUGACCUUUCUUCUUUCUUUACUGCUUUCGAAGUUUGUUUUCAUGAAGCCCUCCUUUCAUUUCUCCACUCUCAUUCCGUUUUUACUUUUAUCUUUCCCUGUUUUCCUCUGCCAUCAAUUUUUCCUUUCUCAUUUCUGUUACCAUUUUGCUAUUCCUUUUCUUUCCUCUCUCUAACUCCUGAUUUUCUAAUAUUUAUUUCUAUUUUCGGUUUCUUUUAUAUUUCUCUAGCUUGCUAUACCCUUGUGCCAAUACAUUUUCAAUCUGAUCGCAUUUUCUUCACCCUCAUCUUAUUCUGCGCUGUUUUCUCGUUAUUCUGGCUUUCCUCUGAAAUAAUCCCGCAAAAUCAAUUAUGAUUAGACAGUAGGAGCAAGAUUUUUUCCCGCAAUUUUUCUUUUUCUCAACUCCUUUCUUCAGGAUUUUUCUCCCUCCCUAUGUACUGUACGUUCACACUAUCGCUCCCGGCUGUCACGACCACUAAAGUCAUCACCAUUGCCAUCCCCGACAAAAUCCCGUUUGCGAAUCGCUGGGUUUAUUUCUACUGAGUUAUGGACUAUCUCUUUCUCUAGACUGGAUGUCCCGGCACAGGUCUACCUUCGUCCUGACGACAGACCUCUCCAGAUAAUGCGUAGGUCUAUGGCUCUUUACCCGAACAUACGAACAGAGCUACAUCUGAUGAAUGCUGAAGAUGUCGGGGCGAUGGGCGACGACUACUCCUCGCAACAGUACGUUAAUCUCCCUCAACAGCGCAAUGCUAACGACACUGAUGACGACGAAGCCAUCACCCAAACGGGGCUUAGAAUGCAAGGCAACCGACCGAAGACCACGCCGUCACCGCAGCCAGCCUCAAGGCAUCAUGGGCCACCCUGCCUGGUCGAAGUCAAUGAGGACGGAAGCUUCAAGCAAAACAAGGGCUUACAAUUUGUGCUGCUUGGGCUUGUGCAGCCGAAAGAGGCGUCAAGUCGGGGCGGGACACCUAUUAAGAUUGGUUCCUCAAGAAAUGCUGUCGGGCCGACCCCGAACAUUCUCAUUGAUUCUGUAAGUCUUCCUUUUUAUUGCGAUAAAUGAUGCCUAUUUUGGUUAUAAUAGUAGGCAGUUGUUUUCAUUUGACCACCUGACUGAGAAACACCACAAGGUGUCAGACUGAGUAGACGAAGCAUCACAAAUGCCUGCUGUAAACAGAAAUUCGCCUCUUAUGUCGACAUCUCAGAAAUAUUUUAAAAGACUGAUUUAGGUCGGAAUUGAAAUAUAGGGCAUUCGGAGGAGUUCAUUCGCCAUCUGCUGACUCAGGAGUUUGAGUAUUGGAAGCUCACUGGCCAUCCAACAUAAAACCUUAAAAAUGGGUAUCACUCCAGUCUCUCUAUGGGGAACUUUUCAAUGAGGAAUGUACCUCAUCCGUCAGUUUUCCCCGAGUGUCCUCUUUAAACGUCUCAUAACCGGUUCAUUGGGUUGGAUUCUGAAUAAUUCAGCAAAUAAUUGUUUUGCGUGAGCCCGUGACUAAUCGAAACUGAGUUCAGCUGACUCUAGUAGCCACCUACAUAAUUGAUUUUAGUUUAUCAUAACUGAAAUUGCACCGCUUGCUGACCUCCCACGGAGCAACUUUCGCAACAAGUAAUCUGUAGUUUUCAUAUGGUUUCUGAAAAUUUUUUCGUUCUUUUUGGACUCAAUGUGCCUCCCGAAUAGAGUUAGAUAAAUAAAUCUGCACCUUUUAUGAGCAAAACGAGCUCAUAGUGGUCCGGACAGGUACGGUGUUCGGAAGAGUUAAUGGUUAAAAUGGUGGUUUAUCUGAAGAAAAAUAAAUACGACAAAGUAUUCGUUACUCACAAGAAUAAUGAGGAGAAAUGGAAUUGCUGAAAUGAAGGGAGAUUAGUCGUCAGAACUGACACUGUUUUUUUAGGCUUUGUGAAAAUUGCCUGAGAUCAUUGUCAGAGACAGAGAGCGAGCAGCGGCAAAUGGACUGCUCUUACGUUCCCCAUGGCGUAUCGGCCAUCUAUAUCCUCUGCUCAGAAAAGAGCCUUCAUCGUCUCACAGCAAAAUCACAACAAAUAGACAGGAGCCAAAUUGAUGUGCUGGUUUAUAGGAUUGGCAACAGACGUACCGGUCUCCAGUAGUUAUCGCAAUAUAUUUGUGUAAUAUAUUAUUGCCGACAAAGACAGCGGAGACCGGAAUGUCCAUUUCUGGCUUAUUAGCCGUCGUCAGCCAGUCAUACUCAACCCCGAAGUGUGGAACACCCGAAGUUCGAACUCGCAACCUGUUAGGUAGAAGUCCACGCCUCUAACCACCGGGCCACGAGCCCCUUGUCCUGUCCGUUUCGACCGGGAAUAUAUAACGUUAGGGGGCGCUACCGAUCGUUCUUACGGAACUCACUCGUUCCGUUGUGCCUUGCGGGCUCUCUCUCGAGCCCAACUAGCAGCCGCGCAGCGGCGCAUGAUAUGGGCAGUAUUUUAUUACCGACAAAGAGAAGGGAGACUGAUUGGGCUGCUGGUCGGGCUCUAGAGAGAGCCCGUAAAGCACAACGGAACGAGUGAGUUCCGUAAGAAAGAUCGGUGAGCGCCCUCUACCACAUUUAUGUAAUUUUCUUUCUGUUCAUAAAGUCGUAUCUGACAGCCUUCAGAGCAUAGGCAGCGAUUUUGGACAGUCGGCCAACCCAUCCACAGCGCCAAUUUACUUUUCUAUAUUCUUGAGCCCAGUGGUCUUGCGGCUAGGCUACAGAAUCUUAAAGAAGAACGAAGUUUUCGAUAAAUUCUCAUCAGGUCAAUACAUUUAUAUUGCUGUCGAAAUGAUUAAAAAGAAAAUGCGGGCAAACAGAAGUUUUUCUGUAGCUGGGGUUUGGGGGGGAGGAUCUGGGUGGGUGAGGUGAAAAACAAAAUUACCGUCAAUGUCAGGGGGGAGAAGAGGAUGGCGGGCACUGGGACGGGUAAUUAUACGAGGUGGUUGGCAUGGUGUCUUUGCCCCAUGGUAACCGCAGGGACUGUACGAAGUUCUUUUGUGCGCAUAGAACUGGUUUGUAUAGCCUGAUUGCAGCCACCUCUGCUGUUGUCAACAGACGUUGGCCAAUUUAUUUUGGUUAGCUUGACUGGACCUUGUCAAUCACUCGGAAUGCCUGGCCGGUAUCUACAUAGUGAUCUGUGUCUACCAUGUGGACGAGGAGAGAGUUGUUGACGUUCUUCAUUUGGCCCUUUCCUAACCAUGUUGGAAGGUGUUCCCUUAUUCUUUUGGACAGACGCCGGCUCGUGCGACCAACAUAUUCUGCCCCACAGGAGCAGGUGAAGGAGUAAAUACACAUAGAAGUUGUCUGGGCUGGCAGUUUGUUCUUGCCUUCUCCGUGUAGGAUGGGGCAGGUGGAGAAGAGUACACGGGCGUCAGCUGCUGGAAAGGUGCGUGAUACAGCUUGAGUUAGGCGCCUUCUUAGAAGUUCGCUUGACGCGUUCCCUUGAAAUGGGACCCCGACGAAAAGCUUCUUCUUUUCUGCUAUCAGCAUUGGGAGUUUUGGUGGUCCUUCGGUCAUCUACUUGGCAAUGAAUCGAUCGAAGUACCCGUCCUGGCGAAAGAGAUUUUCGACAAUUUUAAGUUCUUCUGCAAAACUAUCAGCCGAGCAGAUCCUCCUUACUCUUUGUCUUAAACAACAGUCUAAAUUGCUCUUCGUGUCUAACGGUACGAAACUCCCGAAAUUGGUGUGUUGCCCGGACCACGUCUUCUUACGAUAGACGCUACGUCGAAUACUGCCGUCAGGCCUUCUACUUCUACUUACUUCGACAGCAAUAUAAAUGAAUAGGCCUGAUGAUAAUUUAUCGGACGCUUACGUAUGCUCACCAAAUUGUCUUUUGAAUUCAUCGAUGGGAAUUUUCGCAAAUCUGAUAAACGAAGCAUUGAAUCAGAUAAGUCACUUAGCUACGAUCACUUUAGCCCUGAUCCACAUGAGCAUUUUGUACAUGGUAGCCCGCAGAAAGGACAUGGGGCUCCAUCAUCCGAUGAUCCGACGACAUUUAAAAGCAAGAAUAAAUAUUGUUGGCACUCAGACGAACAUUACAAAGUUGCUAUAUCCAUAAUGACCUUGCAUUGUCCCUGUUAGUAGGCUCAUGGUCUAAGUACAGGAAUUAUGACAAAUAAAAUGACUUGCGCGCUCAACUUCUCUCCCUCAUUCUAACAAGCACCCGGAACUUUAUCUCAGACCUCCUCCUCCAUAAACAGUUAUUUUACUAUGUUAGGGGGCGCUCACCGAUCGUCCUUACGGAACUCACUCGUUCCGUUGUGCCUUACGGGCUCUCUCUUUCUCCAGCCCGACCAGCAGCCGCACAGCGGCGCAUGAUAUAGGCAGUAUGGAAUCACCAACAAAGAGAAGGGUGACUGGAAUGGCCAUUUCUGACUUAUUGGCCGCCGUCAGCCAGUCUCUGUCAGUAAUACCAUACUUCCUAUAUCAUGCGCCGCUGUGCGGCUGCUGGCCGGGCUCGAGAGAGAGAGAGCCCGUAAGACACGACGGCACGAGUGAGUUUCGUAAGAACGAUCGGUGAGCGCCCCCUACCAUUGUAUAUUCCCGAUCAAAGCCGACAGGGCAACGGGCUCGUGGCCCAGUGGUUAGAGGCGUGGCCUUCUAACGAACAGGUCGCCAGUUCGAGCCUCGGGUGUUCCACACUUUGGGGUUCGGUAUGACUGGCUGACGACAGCUAGUAAGCCAGAAAUGGCCAUUCCAGUCUCCCUUUUUUGUGGGUAAUUCCAUACUGCCUAAAUUAUUUUCCUCGCUAAAUUCCACGUCGCCUCUUACAUAUUUAUUUCAGUCCAGAUACCCAGACAUUCGGCCAGUGCACUGUUCCCUCCUGCCAAACACUGCUGCUACGCGCAAUGGCGACCGCUCCGCCGUCCUGAUCUCGCCAGCACUAGACAUCUCGUCUAGACCACCGGGACUGGCACCAGUCUUUCUGAACGGUAGGAAGGUCACCGGUCCGACUCCAUUAUUCGAAGGAGCAGUCAUCCGCCUUGGACGAAAUCUCAACCUGCGUUACAUAGAGCAGGCGCCCAAUGAGGCGGAAGCUAAUAGGCAGCGAACUCCCCACUCUGGUGGAACUGCUUUCAGUGGAUCAACACCAGCACUGGCUGCCAGGGUUCCGGGCGAUGUACACCAGCGCUCUGCUACUCUUGAGCCGCGACUCAAUUCUGCGGCAGUUGUGGGGCCGGCCAAGGGUUCUGCCAAGGAGUACAAACAACGGGCAGCAACUGUAAGUGACGAAAAAGCGAAAGGACUGAAAUGGCUAUUUCUGGCAUACAGUGUGUGAUCGAUCUCAUGAAAUGUUGGCCAAAUUCAGGACUGCGUCUCCGAUUAGGAAGGAUUAAUUAAAUAGGGUUAUCAUACUGAUUGGCAUGCAGCAUAACCCUAUAACAUUUCGGACUCGCCAGGAUAGCGGCUUUUGAAUGCCCUUCUUUUUGACCUCCUGCGUAUACCACACUCGGUAAAAAAUGACAACUUAAUUAGCAUGCACUUUUCCAAUUGAUUUUCGAUGGUCUUAUAAAUGCAAAUAUAUUUUACAGAACACAUGAACAAAAAUAUGCUUUUCUGCUCAUUUGGUAGGAAAUCACAUUGACUUUAUAUUUUAUGUCCGAGGAAAGUGUAUAUUAAGGUUCUCAACUCCCGAAUAACUUUGAGUCAGAUCAGCCGUUGCAUUAGCGAUUAGAGGUUUCAGUCUGCAAGGUGCAUGCUUUUCGCUUAUAGAAAAUCAUAUAUUCCUCUAUGUCUUUAAGAAGAUACUACAUAGAAUUCAUGAAAUUUUGCAAUGGAUCCGGGCUGUUUUGUACAUUUCAUGAGGAGCAUAAGUAAACGGCCAUGUGCGAUCUUGCAUGCAUGGACAUCGCACGGUCUUAAAAAUCUCAUAAUUAAAAACUUCUUUAAAACCUAAACAUACACUUUCUUCGGGCAUUAACUAUAAAUAAAAUGUGAUCUCCUACCAAAUGAGCAAAAAGGCAUAUUUUUGUUCACGUUUUUUGCAAAAUACAUUUGAAUUUAUAAGAUCAUCGAAAAUCAAUUGGAAAAAUGAAUGCCACUUAAGUAGUCAUUUUCUACCGAGUGUGAUGUCCGCAGGAGGUCAAAAAGAAGUGCAUUCAAAAGCCGUUAUCCUGGCGAGUCCGAACUGUUAUAGGGUUAUGUUGCAUUAUAAUCAGUAUAACAACCCCACUUAAGUAAUCCUUCCUAAUCGGUAAGGUAUUCCAGAAUUUUAGCCAACAUUUCAUGAGAUCGGUCGCGCACCGUAUUUGUCGUUAUUGGCCAGUCCUACUUCCGGAAGUACGUGGGGCAAAUGUAGGGUGAAGGACUCCACUUAACUGUCGGUAGACUGUGGAUCGUGUCAUAUGGGGUUUUAUCUUGGCCUCCGUUUCGGGGCUGUUGCAGCCAGGGUCCUUCAUCCAGCCGUUGCCAAACUUAGGUUUGAAUCCGUGUUCAGCUGCCCAUUUAGCCUAAUGAUCUAAAAGUUAAAUCAUAUGUCCAUACGCUAUCUGAUUGCGAUAGGAAUUUCGAACGUCAUGCACGUUUUUUAUGUUCAAUGGUCGGAUCAAGUAAUAGAGUGCAAAAUGGGAAUUCUUUCUCGUCUUGGAGGUCCGAUAUGUGGCCUUUACGAGCAGCUGAACAGCAGAUUCAGAUAUAAAGCUAUCGCGGUCGGGCUUUAUAGUAUAAUUAACCGAUGACUAGAAAGAGUGCAGUCUUGUAGAAAUAUGCGCGAUUUUGCUUAUUCCAUCGGGUUGUCGGUGAGCUGUCGGCACGGUUACAUGCGCCAGGGCAAACCACGUAUUGGUUCACGAGAUUCAAUUGUUGAUUAGCCUUGCAUUUCUGGGUGGAAUACAGCCAUUGGUCAAAAUUUGUUCCACUUGAAAUGUACAGUGGACAAUCGGAUUUAUGAAACAUCGACCGAAAUUUUCCAUUGCCCUCUCAAAUAAAGAGCAGUACGCACGCGAGAUUGUAAGACUGAUGAGAUUGAAAAGUAGUCAGAGGUUUAUCUAGCGUAGCACUUGGUCUAUUCACCGGGACUUUUUCAGUUAUCCAAUGGCACUCCUACCUAAGACAUGCUGCUCAGGUAGUGCGUGCUUUCCAUCGAUUUGUGCUUUAGUAAGUCAUGUGAUUUUUCUAAGAAUGUACAAAUGACAUCUCUAAUUAUCGUUUUUACGCAAUUUGCCCCCACUUCUGGCAAAACACCUGAAAGUAUUUAUAAUUUUGACUUCUCAAAAUUUUAGGAAAGUGUGUAAUUUCAAAAAACGAUCUCCGUUUUUAGAUAAAUUUAUACGCCUGUUCUGCACCUAAGACAAAAAGAGAACCUCUCUUCCUUGUGACAUUGCAUAUUCUCAGUCACAAGCGACAAUAUAUUGAUUCGUAGCUGUUGUGCCAGGGCAACUAACGGACGGGUUCGAAUUUCACAUGCCCAUCGGGAUUGGGAUAUGCCCUGGAAAUAAACUGGGAAAGACCACUAAUGUCUCCUUAUCUUCGUCGGUAGUACUUCAAGACUCCCCAUUUACUUGGCUUGCACCAAAAUUGGUUUUGUGUUAUUGGACAGGAAGCUCCCUGAUUCCAGAAAAUAUUGGAAAAAACGGUGUGCACUUAAACUCACGUAAUAUUCGCUCACCAAAAUUUUCAGUUAUGCAUUUGAACAGGUAAACUUAUCUGUGACCAGGGGAUUAAUCGGGGUUAAGGUAACUGGCCUGUGGUCGACUGGUGGUCAUUGGUAAAAGGAAUUGCAAAAGUUACACGCGUGGGGGCUCUAAGUGAUCCAAACGCAACCUCAAAUGUCGCUGAAGCAGUAAUGUCAUGUAAGCGGCAGUGUUUGUUUAAGAAAACAAUGUGUUGAUGAAACUGCACCAUACUGUACGUAAUGAGGCAAUGAGAACGCCUUAGCAAUCCUGUGUGAAAAGAGCGACCGCCAUUACCGAUACCGAGCCAAUAAUACAGUAAUGAACCAUCCCUUAGCGCAAUAGUUGCUUGUUAUGCGAGUUAGUGAAGGAUAUGUAAGUAUUUGUGACGCAAUCGUCGACAGUGCAUAGCUGCGGGUACAACACGCAACACGUCUGUCGGUUCCGGUCUUAACAAACACAGGACAAGCAUUAGAUUAAGGGGUUUAAGCAAGCUAUACGGUUACUUAAACCUAAGUCAGCCCCAGCCGACAACACUAUCGCCAAUAAAGGGGCAAUCUAUCCGAGCGAUCUAAUCGACUUAUGUAGCAAGGAAUGCGUACUUUGUGCAACAAAGUGUAGCGAUAGCUAAUCUUGCACUAGUAAGUAAUCUAAAGCAGCAUCCCAAAACAGUUUAGACGUCAGUGAAAGCUGACUUCUAGUUAAAAAUGUUUGCAGUAGUCUAUGUAACUGACGCUCGCGUACCAACACUACUUAAGUUAGGUGUUCCCAUUAAUUUUCGGUUUUUGGAUGAGUUCCAGGAAAAGAUUUAUACGAGGUUCACUUGUUUUGUGAGAACGUUCGAGCGACCAGAAGAAGUACAAACGUAAGGCCAUGUGUUCGAGUGAGUGAUUCAAAAUAAAUACUGCAACUAUCUGUGCAUAGAUCACCCGUUUCUGUCAUUGCCUCUAAGGAUGGGUUCAAGUGAAUUCGAAAAGUCAGGCAAAUAAAGUCCUUGUUCCAGCAAUCGCUUUUACUUCUUUUCAACUAGUUCCUGGAACUCGCAUCUUCGCUUGUAUCGGCAAUUCAAAAUAUGCCUUGUUUAAUUUCAGAGGAAAUUAAUGCGUGCGUUGCGACGCGUUCUUGGUCACUGACGACAUCCCCUUCCCUCUGUGACUGAAACUAACUGUUCUGCCCCUAAAGCUUUACCUUGAAUACUCCCGAUUAUAGUUGAUAGAAUGUGAGACGUGAUGCAAUUAUCGGGGCACUAGGCCCUCUGAAAUCCUGAGCGUGGGUUCAAAUCUCAGGUAUUCCUCGUCUGGGCUGAGGUUAAUUGACGAAAGUGGCUAAGUCAAGACUGGUUAUUUCGGUUCCAUUUACCUUCCCCAAUAAAAUAUCUCGAUGUUCCUCUUUUUGCGUUAUCUCUAAUUCGUACGAGAUUGGUAGUCUUUUUCCAGUCAGAAAUAUACGCAAAGCAAUGUUUAGAAUUAUUAUUACUCAAAAGGCAAUUUGGCAAGCAUACGUCUGCUUUCGAUAAAUUAUCCUCAGGCCUGGCUAUUGAAGUAAUGAAUUAAAAGAUACGGGCAAGUAGAUAAUUAAGCUGUAGCUCGGGUUUGGAGAGGGGAGGGGAGGGGAGGGAGAGAGUGAAACACCACAAUUCCAGUCAGCGCCAGGGAGAAGGUGGGUCCCGGCGAAGAUAAUUACAUGCGGGUGGCUGGCUUGGUCGCUUUACAUCAUGGCAACUGUGGGACCUGUAUGAAGUUCUUCAGUAAGCAUAGGACGGUUCCGCAUAGCCUGAUUGCAGCCGCCUCUGCCGUAGCCAACAAGCACUGCCCAAGCAGUUUUGGAUAGCUUGAUGGGACCUUGUAAAUCACUCUGAAGGCCUCUCUAGCGUCUACACGGUGGUCUGUGUCUAACAUGUGCGCGAGGAUUGAGCUGUUGAUGUUCUUUUGGAUAAACGCCGGCUCGUGCGACCAAUAUAUUCUGUCCCACAGGAGCAGGUGAAAUAGUAAAUACACAUAGAGGUGGUCUGACCUGGUAGUUUGUCCUUGCCCUCUCCGUAUAGGAUGGGACUGGUGGAGAACAGUACACGUGUGUCAGCUGCUGAAAAGGUCUGUGAUACAGCUUGAGUCAGGCGUCUUUUUCAAAGUUCACUUGGUGCAUACCCUAGAAAUGGGACCCUGAUGAUCCUGGAGCAUAUAAUGAUUAAAUGGUCGCAACUCCUGCAUUUCUAAGGUGUAACUCUGAUCAAAACGGCAAAGUAGUCGGGCGAAUACUCAUGGAGAUAAGGGGUUCAGAAACAGAAAAUGCGUAAUCCGGCUGUUAAUGGUGCCUUGCGUGACCGCCAGCAACCUAGAAAUACUCGUUAGCCUGGCGGCUCAAAACCAAAGUUCCCUGGUGUAGCAGUUUGGUAGUAUUUGAUAAUAUGCAGGCUUGUUUUGCUUAAGGUGGUUGCACACGAUUAUCUGGAGUUCUCUGUAAAUACUCAAAUGUGGAACAAGUAUAUGUAAUCGAGUCUAUUGAGACCAACAGAUGUUCCGACUGAUUUUUGCUGCUUCCCGACGUCUAACAAUAUGAAUAACGAAUAUCGGAUACAAGACCCUACGUAUGCACACAAACUUGAACGAUGGCAUUUAUUUAUUCAUCUCUGCCCUUAAAUGCAAGCGUAAAGGUGACUAACAGCCAGGCCAGCUGAGCACUAGUGCAAAUGACGCUUAAAGUCAAAAAAACAACAUUCCUUACUCUGCCGAUACAUGCGAAUAUGCGAGUGCCAGGAACUAACUGAUAAGAAGUAGAAGCGCUCGCUAAAACAAGAGCCUUAUUCGCCUGAAGUUCCUGAUUUUCGCUCGAACCCAUCAUCAGAGACAGCCAUAGACAGACUCGUUUUUGUCACUGUCUCUGAUGAUGGGUUCUAGCGGGAAUCCGAAAAGUCAGGCGAAUGAAACUCUUGUUCCAGCGGUCUCUUCUACUUCUUAUUCCUUACUCUUUCACCGCGCGGCUUCCGCUAGACAGCAGAUAUUGCUUUAAGUCAAAAAUAUUCCUUCGAAUUCAUAUUGAUACGCGAACGGCUUGGAUAUUUAUGUUUGGAAGUGAUCUACAAACGGAGAGAAGACCUGGCCGUGCAAACGCCUAGACCACAUGGUAAGCUGGACAUCACCCUUUUCGCCCCCCCCCUUCCCCAAUACUUUUAAUUUGUACACCCCUUUUGCGUUAUCCUCCUUUUUCUUCUAUUUAUAUCACAUGUAUUACGCCUCUUUUAUUGGUUAGACUGUAUAUACCGGACUGUGGAUCUGUGCUUUUUCCUACCCAUUUUCCGAGCAAAUUCAAGCUGCCACGUAUUUGUUACUCGUUUAUCAUGUUAUGGGACGACUGGAAUAAUCUAGAGCGCAGUUGCGACGUUUGUUAGCGCCAAUAGCUUCACCUACCCAUUCCUAUUCUACAUAUAUCAGGAUCAGAGUGCCUUACAUUCUGCCAUUGGACGUAUAAUCUUUCACAAAAAAAUCGAUUCGCUAUAUUAAAACGAGCUUCGACAAGGCAAGCUUUCUCGAACCUGUGAAAUGUCUACACAUGAAUGUUUAAGUAUAGAGCUACAGGCAAAAAGAUUUCCGCCGAAGUUUGCGGUCUUAAUCUUAACGCUUGUUUUGCAUAAACUUAAAGACAAGGCGUUUGAAAAAUGGACUCCUAUGGAUAAAUCAACGUUGUAUAGGAAUCUUCAGUCACUCAGAUUCUCCUAGGUACCGGAAUAUGCAAGAUCCCGGACUAAUAAACCCUUUGGUUAUGCCGACUUGCUUACUACUAUCCUUUAAAAUUAUCUAUACAGAGUAUUCAUUAGGUCGUUUCAAUUCAAUUAGGCUUCUUCUUAGUUGGUGUCUCGCCUCUUGUGUCGCAGAACACAAACUGUUUAUUUCCACACUAGGUUUCCUCUGACGGAGUGAUCGGUGGAACAAAGGUAACGCAACUCUGGACUGACCAAUUGCCAAUCUGUGUGGAUAUUAUCCUGCCCGAUACGGCCAGCUACCAACGGACCUCAAAGUCCGAGUUUGCUGCGGAGUUUCACGAGGCCUGCUGUGAUGUCAUCGACGCUAUUCUGGAAGUGGCUAGGAACCUGGCAGAAAAGUCGGCCAUUUCGGCGGGUGGAGCCGACACUCGACUACCAGCCAGACGUCCGCCCCUCUUUGUGCUCACUCCAGCCUUUAUGCUCUAUGCUGUACUUCGAAGUUGCCUCCGCCGCUGGCGGGCUGUCAAGCUGCCAGACGACCAUCGUGAGCACUACCUGACCGGUGUACUUAAUCACAUAGGCAGUCAGGUGUUUCAGGUUUGUAUGCACAAUUUUAUCUACUCAAAUGCAUAUUAGUAAAAAAUAUAUAUGUCAAAUUUACCAACCACGCUUGUUGUGUUGUUCAGUCCUCACAGACACUUCCGGAGGCUGUUGCCGGGACCCGGGCCACACGGGCCGCCAUCAGCCACAUGAUGUUUUGGUUGGCCAACGCUAGUGAGCUGCUGAACUUCAUUAGAAAUGAUGAAGACAUUGCGGUGCAUGCAAACAACGGCACGAAAAAGAACUCCGUCACUUAUCGACCAGAUGGCCCAUCGGUCUGCGACGGAGUGAGUCUUUUGGAGCGUUCUAUCGACUUCACCUUUCACGAGCUCCAAAAUUUGAUGUUACAACAUGUGGAACAACUGAUGCCCUCCAUUCUGUUCCCUGGGGACUAUGAUCUUCAAGAUGAUGUACGUUUGGAUGACCGCCCUAGAACCUUCCUGUCAGACACAGUUGAUAUGCCUAAUCAGGAGGCCAGCGUUCAGCGUCUUCUUCAAGCUCUUUCCUACUUGAUGUUGAGUUUACGUCAGGCGUGCGUCAACGUAUCUUUUGCCUUCCAACUAUUUGCCGCCAUUUUCCAUGCACUUGGAGCCUGGAUCUUCAAUGCCAUCAUCGCCGCCGGGGAGGGGAAGCAGUCUGCUCGUGGUCGUCCACCUCCCGGAGGGGCUUUGUGGUUAACAAGACUUGGAGCUGGUCGCCUGAUGCGGCGACUUCAACGCAUGAAACAAUGGGCUGACAGGCACGGUCUAGAGCAGACCUUUGAAGGACACUUUCAGUUGCCCAUUCAGACCUGUCUUCUGAUAACAUGCGAUCGCUCUAGAUUCCAGCCCUUCCAGCGACGGAUCCUCGAAUUACGUGCUUUAAAUAGUAAACGCAUUGAGUGGCUGUUAGGCCAUCUUGGCGAUCCACCAGCACUACCGCAAGAAUGGCUUAACAGCAUCCUGAAAUCUGCCCGGGAGGUAAGGAAAUGCUAAGUACAUUUUCUCCUAAGAAGUUCACUCGACCUUUGAGACAAGACCUUUAUUAGCCUUCCUUUUCGGAUUCAUAAUCGAAUUCGUGAGCAGAGCCGGAAACAGCGAGCAACUGAAAGGCGCAGAGUUUUCAACUGUUGUGUUGGCGCGCGUCUAUUGAUCCUUAAAUGCGUUAGAGUCACUGACGGCCGAUUCUCAUCGCAGGUGCUCAUAAAUAACGCUAUUAUUGUCUGGUCGACCAUGUAUGAGUCGCUUAUACCAGCAUCGUCAUACCUAUUCUAAUAAUUUAUGUGUUAAUGACUUUGGAAUUUGGACUUUUCGAUGCCAUCUACCUCAACAGUGUGCAGUUGCGCAUUUCCCUUGUGCGUACUUAUUCUCAAAGAUAGGCUCGUAAGCUUGCAUCUGCGGACGGAUGUGGGAUGUUUUCUGAUAAAAUGUGGUCAGUAGCUCAAAACAGCCCAUGGAUCACGCAGAAGUCACCUAUUUAAGGAUUUCGGCCGGACCAAAUAGGAAGAUGUAGCAAAGUUGUUUCGACCGAACCGCAACCUGAGCCUUAUCGUAAUCCCCUUUAUUGUAAAUUCGGUAGGAUCGCAGUUGGUAGUCAGAUAUUAUACGCUGAUACUGUCGACGCACUUACUUGUUAUCAGUAGGUGUGCUUCUACUGAGUUAGGCAGGUCGACCGUUUCGGUCAGGCUGUUGGGUUUUAGUGAGGGUUAGGGUUAGGCUUAGGUUAACUUUCAGGAUUAGGGUUUGAAUUUUCGGGUCAGGUUUCAGUGUUAGGGUUAGAAUUUAGGUUUCCGAUUACGGUUUGGCUUUAGGGUUGGGGUUCGGCUUUAGGGUUCGGUUUAUGGUUUUCUUGGUUAGGUUUAGAACAUUUGGCCUUCGUUUUAGGGUUAAGGUUAGGAUAAGGGUUCACGUUUUCGGUUUUCCGAUUUUCGAGUUAGGGUUAGGGCUUCAGGGUUAGAUUGCGGGUUAAAGUUGAGGUUAAACUUUACGAUUAGGUUUCAGUAUUAAGGUUGCGAUUUGGUUUAGAGUUAGUUCUAUGCUUACGGGCUACGGUUAAGGUUCCCGUUAGGGUUGCGGUGAAAGUUAAGGUUAGGGUUAGGCUUUGGGUGAGGGUUAAGGUUAGGGUUAAGGUUGAGGUUAAGGUUAGGGCUAGGUUUAGGGUUGCGUUUAGGCUUAGGACUAAGGUUAGGACUACGUUUAAGGUCAGGGCUAGAGUUAAGGUUAGGGUUAGUUUUGAGGUUAGGGUUAGGGUUAGGGUUGGUGGUAAGGUUAGGGUUAAGGUUAGGGCUAGGUUUGAGGUUAUGGUUAAGGUUAGGGUUAGGGUUAUGGCUAGGGGAAGGCUUAGGUUUAUGUCUAGGCGUUGGGUUUCAUGAUUUCUGUUAUUUUUCGCUUAUACACUCCUGGCUAUCAACUGCGAUCUAACCGUAAAUCCAUGUUCGUUCAACAGCAUUAGGAGUUUUCUCCCCGUUUUCUGAAGUUGUUGCUUUACAAACAGCUGAACUAGAUCCGCUAAUCGACUCCAACUAUGGAGUGCACUUUGUCAUGUUUGUUUACAGAAACGUAACGUUUUAAUUAUAGCUAUUUGCUCGUCCAAAUUCAUGGUUCGUUUAUUUCCUUUUCAAGGAAUUAGACACAGAACAAGUUCAUGCGAAACGAUCUUCCCGAGGUCGGGAAAUCCUGACCGUCAGAGAGGACGCAGAACUGAAAUUACCUCUCCUGAUCCCACCAAGCGGUUAUGCAGCCACGUCAGGUCUCACCGGAAUACCAGAUGGCUUCAUGGAAGCCAUCGAUCCGUUGGUACAGGAUGGCUACAUUCGGGUUCGUCGAAAUGAGGCCGCAUAUGUCGCGCCGCUAAAUGGCAAAUGGACCGGCCACUUGGUGAUUCAGGUAGAAAUUAAGGCGAUUCAAAUUUAUGAGUCUCGAAGUUCAUUGUUUCGUAUGCGGUAACUUUAGAAUUGGGUUUCCAGGACAUGUUAUUCGUUAUUUGACGUGCUUGCUUUUUAAAUAAUGCCCCCAUAAGUCUAUAGAAACAUAUAUAACUACAGUAAGUACUAUAUGCACACGGACUCAUAAAAGUAGCCUGGGCCUUUAAACUCGUUUUUAAAACUCAAAAUACAACUUGAGUGAGGUUGCAAUACUGCUUUCUUAGAGACGCGAUUUCAAGUUAAUUCGUAUAGGUUACCUUCAGGCUCUUCCUUUAUUAGCUUUCCAGUCCAAUCAGAAAGGAAAACUCGAGAAAAAAUCAUUUUGAUGCUUACAUUUAUACCAACUUAUAGUGUAAAACAAGAUUCGCAUACUUUGGAAAUAUGUUGUUAUCAGAAAAGCCCUCUCCAUAUGGACGAGUAGAGAUGUAUGAAUUCGCUUUAGAGAUACUAAAUUCCCGGCCCUCGGCAAUAUCACGAACAUGAUAAUUUCAAAAUUAAAUGUCUAGUUAGUAUUCACAGUCAUAGACUCGACGGCUAUUCUGACGCCCACAUGACCAUCGAUAAUGGUAGUUAUCAAAAAAUGAAGGGGCGUUCAUCUGGAGGGGUUUAUCUGAGGUCCGACGUCUCGAGUAGUUUAUUCGUCUACCCAUCUUCAGAGACUGGGAAGUUCUGUGCACAGCUCCCCUUAUAAUGGCGUCCUUUGUUCAAUGCGUGAUCCGCCAAUGCCGCCUGUGUGGCUGCAUCCAACCCACAGGUCACCGCGGGCAUUCAUUGAACGGAGCCGGAGGCAGCCAAAGAAACGGAGCGAAGAGCAUAGUCAGUCAAACUCGUGGCAGAGAAUUCCGUACAUUAAAGGGGUCUCCGAAGCCGUGGCUAGAUCACUCGCGCCACUCGGAAUAGGUGUUGCCCACAGGCCUGACUCAACAAUCCGCGGGCAAGUGAUGCGACCAAAAGAUCCGAUCCCUAAGCAGGAGAUGUUGGCCGUUGUCUACAGACUUCAGUGCAGCUGCGGAAGGUGCGACUACGUUGGGGAAACCGGCCGACGGCUGCAACCGCGAAUGCACGAGCAUAAGUUGGCCGUGCGAAGGUUGGGUCCAAAGUCGGAGGUAGCAACCCAUGCUGCGCAAAUGAGACACAUCUUAAACGUUGACGUCGUUGAGAUUGUGGGCCGGGGCAGCGAUCACACAGUAAGGCAAGUGCAAGAAGCCUGGAUGUCCACCGACCGCUCUGUCAACCGCCACAUCAAUUUGCCUUCCCCCCCCCCCUAUCUGACUUUACGAACCUUCUUAGCGGGGGACAGUCACGGCGCGGGACAAUCGGGGCCGUCAGUCAUCUCCACGGCCGACGGGGGCGAUUCAGGUCACGGUGACAUGCGGGUUGGAUGCAGCCACACAGGCGGCAUUGGCGGAUCACACAUUGAACAAAGGACGCCAUUAUAAGGGGAGCUGUGCACAGGACUUCCCAGUCUCUGAAGAUGGGUAGACGAAUAAACUACUCGAAAAGUCGGACCUCAAAUAAACCCCUCCCGGUGAACGCCCCUUCUUCUUUUGAUAUGCCACCUGGGAAUCGCAUUUUCACUACUAUUGAAAUGGUAGUUAUCCCUAAAUACAGUGUUUCGAGACAGGCAUGAUGCGAUCAGUGACUCACGUGAGACAAUGACGCCAGGUCGCAGAAAGUACUUUUCGGACGUUAUAGUGGCGCUCCUAGUUCCCCUCAUGCAGUGGAUAUUUCCAUACCUUUGAAGGGCGUGAUGACACUUCGUGAAGUAGACCGUAUUUUAGGUAUUGUAUCUUGUCAAGCGCAUGUAGGUGAAUUGUCGCAAAUGAAACUCGACCAGUGAUUCAAAAAGGCCAACGUAACUUCAAGGCUAGUUAUGGUAAGGUUAACAGACCAAUCAGCAGAAAGUAAACUUGUAUUUAUUCGUCUAUUGUAACAUUAUAACACCAAACAGGCAGUAUAACUUGUCGCAUUUAUCCACCGAUUAAUAAGGACAUAUCAUUCUGUACUGUCAAGUCUAAGGGGUACCAAUAGUCCCCUCAGAAUUGCAUUAGGAUAUAAACAUUUAAUACUACCCGACGGAACUAGACAGAUUUUACUUUAUGCUUUUUUACGUCAGUAAGAUCAGGCAGUUACUACUUAAGUUGAAAAAGUUAGAGAUUUAGUGCUCUUCUCGGGGAAUAUUUUUGUUGGUUUCUUCACCCAAGAUUUCCUCGUCGUGCUCUAAGAGGGCAUUAAUUUCCCAGCCAAGAGACGGUGGAGUUCGUAGGAUCUGGGCUUAUAUGUGGAAGCCCUACGUACAAUCGACUUCAUUUUUUUCUCAUACUAUCUUGUUUCAAGGGUAAGAUUGGGUCAAAAUGACUGGGGAGGAGUGGGAGCGCAGGUACCGAAAUAAAACCCCAUGUACAUGUUGUUAAACCCCUUCACACCAACUGACGUUCACUAACUCGGAUCUCACGACAGUGGGAGUUGCGGUAAGGUUGUAUUAAAAAAGCCCUCGCAACCUGACGAACAGUCCAGAGGACCAAGUUAUCUUGUCGGUGAAGACCUUCCGUAACAACUUUAGAGUCUCGGAGUAAACCAAAUUCAGGAAGAUAUUGUACUGGAUAGAUCUCUGUCAUACUUCCCUUCCAUUGUGUGACCGACGGCGGAUGCAAGACAGGUCAGUUGGAUAUGAGGUCUGGUACUGCAACCAACGCUCAGAAAAUCGGCCUCUCACAUAUUAUGAACAUAUUUGGUGCAUAUGCAUGCCUGAUGCGACAGUGAACUUCCGUUUAGAGAUAGUUUUAUAGAAGGACAGACUUUUAUAACUUUAAAUUGUACUCUUUACGUGACCAUCCUAACAUCAAAAGUAUACAAUUUCAUAAUUUUCAUAGUGAAUUGAAAAUUUAAAAAGGUUGCAGCAUGUCUGAUAUCCACACUACGGGUCUGCAAGAAGUACGCUAGCCUAGCUUUGUUUUCGUUGUUAUACGUGUGUCUAUAAGGACGUGCGGACAGUACCUCGUAAUUUAAUUUUAGAAAAAAUCUACAUAAUGUAUUCAAAACUACUUUUAGCCUAUUCAUUUUUCUUAUAUCUGCCUUAGGAUCCUCAGGACCACUCAAAGACAGUUGGGUUCGGGUCUCCAUUGGAAAGAGGGGCAUCUCAACAGAGCAUUGCUGCCAUCUCGAAAGGUCCCAGCAUGGGGAAUCUGAAACAUGAGAAGCUCAACAUUGAAAAGCUGGCGCGCAGAGUCGGUGUAAAGCUAAGCUCCGUCGUGGAAAUGGUAUUAAAAAAGGCCAACACUGGUCUCGGCCUCAGCAUCGUAGCGGCCAAGGUACUGGCUGUUUUUUAAUCCUCCACAUGAAUAGUUACUGACACAUUUUAUUCAAUUUUCCUCUCGUGGACUUUAAUUUUUGUGACUAUCUCCCUGGGUAAACCAGAUUCACGUCAUAUCUACUAUCCUUGGUAACUGGCGUAGGGUAGCCUGGUCAGAGAUGACGUCUGAAAUCCCAGCUUAGGGCAAUUGAGGAAAGGAAAACUGAGCAUGGGCACACUUAGAUACUGUCCCCUGUUUUGCGGGAAUCGUUAACGAGGUCAGAUACGAGCAGAAAAAGAGGACGUUUUAGUAUCUGCAUUUACAGGUUACGGUUAAAUCGAAUAGAGGACGUGCUGGGAGGAACAUUCUAGAAUAGCUUAUAAUAAGUCAGCAACGUAAAGCAAACGCUGGACAAAUGUAUCCGACCGAUAAUUGUCACCAUAUCUAAAACUCGACACACGGGAAUGGGACAAUUAACAAAAAGUAAAGAAGUAAAACCCUGGCGGAAAAGCCGUGUAUCAUGUUCUGGUAAAUUCGGGCCACGAGCAUUUCGUAGAUCGGGAGGAGGCGAUAGCCAAAAUGAGCAACUGAACUAUCUCACGAUUUUUUAUUUAUAAACUCAACUGAAAACUAUUGCUGAGUUGACGAAUUGUCAGGGAGUGCGUUAUGUUGUUUGAUGAAAACAAAUUAGCGGAUAUUUUCCCAGUGUCUUCGGAAGCUUUGCUAUUUGCAGGACCUACGACUAUCCGGGCACCAUACGUCUUGCUCUCACGAGAACCAGUAGUACGAAAAUCAAAAGACCAACGAAUGACCUGUUCGCGCAUGCUAUCUCAAAUUUUAUUUAUAAGUUUGCAAGCACUUCCAAAUGCUACUUAUCUGAAUGAAAUCGAAGGCGCUAGCGAAUGUAGUAGUCAAGAAAAUCGUCUACUAGCUUCUAAAAUAUUAUGGGUGUCGCCAGAGAUGCUAGUUUAUUGAUAUAGCACUGUCUCGAACCUCUUCGGCUUCAAUCAACAACUAUUCACUCAAGUUACCACCCGAAAAUAGAAGGAUAAACAAGGUCCGCACACAGCGAGGACCAUGAGGAUACCAUAGCACGGCCGAACUCGACUUGGCAGCUGUUUGCCUGUUCGAAAGCCCUGCCACCCAUCCAGAGUUCGCUUGCUUCGAUGCAUGUUCACUACCGUAUGAGCUUCCACAGUUGUAGAAACAAAAUCCUUAUUUUCUCAACUACAAGGCUCUCGAUGGGUAGUCGAGCAACCUGACGACUCCAAACUAGCUUUCCAGGUCCUUUUUUGCACUCAAAAUGUUUAGAGACCGUGUUGCUGCGAGGUCAUUAACCUGGCCUUGCCAUAGUAACACGUGGUCCUUUGACUCACACUGCCUAUUCACUUAUCACAGGCUAUCUAUUUGCGUUAUUUUUCCUCUUACACCUUUACCAUUCUUCAUGUUCUCCUACUUCAUUACACUGUUGAGAAGGAGAUUCGAGCGUUAGAGGAUGCAUUUUAUUUGUCUAGCAUUUCGGAUUCCUUAUCGAACCUGUAAUUCAGGCUAACAACAUGCAGCGAUAACGGACCGCCAGGGGCUACCAUACUUAUGUGAUCCAGCUGUCACGCAUCCACGCAUUUACUAAAGUUAGCGGCUUGCACAAUAGGUGUAGAUUUCCGUGCUUGGUGCGAUGCUUGCUCGAUCGCCUGCAUCCAGGUUGUUAUUGGCCGCGAUCAUUACUCGAUUUGAUAAUUGGGACAAUAACGGUUCAGUAAUCUGGCACACCCCUACUGCCAUCGGAAGCACUGUUCACCCUCGGGCUGUCCCCGUGACAAAUUACUCUAGUCAUAAAGUCUCAGCAUUAAAUAUAGAUUGGGAAGGCCAUUGUGUUGUCGAUGAACAAAUGGCCAGAGAGUCAUGACUCAAACAUCUCGCGAGCCAUGCAGUCGUCACCUUCUGUAGGUAUUUUGGUUUCCCAGACUUUAGAGUGUAAACGGAUCCUGCCGAUUAGCCCGUGACUUCAGGGGCGGCAUCGUUCCUCCUCGUGUUCAGACAUCUGUUUACUGUUUCUCCGAUCUAUUCGAAUGAGUGCAAAUUGCAAGUAGGCCUCAUUUACCCCAAUACUAACACGUAUCCCACAUUCGAGUUCCAAGUGGCCUCCUUGUUCCUCCGACUCUGUCACUUUGCCCACAACUGCGGCAGAUCCGGUAAAAGAUUUUGGACGUUCUGUGUCGCGGCAGGGGUUUCUUUUGCGCCACCACUUAACGCCUAAUUGCUACAUGCAGUCUAUUUUCGACCCCAAUUCCAAGUGACGGGGAAGGUGACCAAAGGAUUCCGAUGUGUCUAUAACGUAAGGACGAAUUCUAAAAGACGAGUGCGUUGUGGUUUAACCUCUCAUUUUGUCCUUUGCAUAAGUUAACGAAGUUGUGACAGUAGUUAUUCACUUUGAGCAUCCUUUUGAGAUGUUCUUAUUUAUUACUCUUGUCCUCGGUUUCGUUGCAGUGCGUUUCAAUGCACCGAUAGAAUGCCUUCGUAAGGCUGCGUUUCUGGCUUACUGGGCAGUCGCGUUUCUGGCUCUCCUUAACACUCGGGUUUUUAAGAUAUCACAAUCUUUGCGACAGAAAAAUACAGAAAUAAAGGUCAUUUGGUUGUCUCCUGCCUCUUCCAUGGGUAAUGCUUGCCCGGUAAAGUGGCGUUGAGGCGUUCUUGAAAUGUCAACAUCCGACCCGCUUCAUGACGGCGCAGGCAGCAUCUGCAUACCAAGACCAGAAUUUCGCUCUGUGGUAGUGGAAGAACUGUGACUAUUACCGUUAAAGAUAGCUGUAGCUAUGAGUCCAGAGAUCGAUAACCCCAAUGAUAUACCAUCAACCUGCUCUUAGAUUGUCCCGUCAGGCUUAAUGUUCGUUUAUAGACAGAAUCUGAGAAGUUGGAAGAGUUGGACGCAUCCGAGGUGAUUCUGUGUUUUAUUGCCUUCGCCUCCUACCUAACUGUGGUUCCGACUGCCACAGUUUGAGAAAUAGAAUAAGGGACGUGAUGUCGGUAUAACCAUGACAUCAUUUUGCAGGUUAUUCACCUUUUUAAGUUUCUUUGAGAAUCAUUUUGAUGAACCGACCAGACUGUUUCGUUCAGCAUCCCGAAAUCCGCAUGACGAAGCAAUUAUUCUGUCAUUUCCUGAGGUGUACUGUUUUUGAAUAAAAAUAAUACUAGCCGGAGGUAGCACCUCUGGAAGUCCCUAAAAUCGGUCCAAAAUCGUCUUUGUUAUUCAAUCUUCAAUGUUGCGUGUGAGUUCUCAAUCCUCCAUGAAUUGGCAUUAGUUUCGCUUGUCAGUAUCAUGGAGGGUUACGACUUUUACGUCACAUGCGAGUUAAAUCCCCUAAAACCGCUGACUCGAGAAAUUAUUAAGUCGUUGUUGGUGAUGGACAAUUCAAGUGCAAUAUUGCGGAUAGAUUAAUGUACAACAAGAACCCAAGAAACCGCCCUGGUUCCAUGCUAUUUUUAUCUCAUCAAACCUUGUCUACAUCCAAAUGGUCGUUUUCUUUAGAUGUGGAUUGUGUUCAAAUUACAUCUUAAAUAGAUUCUUGAUUAAUCCUAGCAAAAUUAUUAUACGUUUCGUGGAAUAUCAUAAUAAAGACAUGCUUUUAAAUACACCUUGCGUCGGGCAAAGCUUUCCGACACCUGACAGCCUCCUUUAUACGAAAAAUGCGCUACUUCACUGCUUAUGCCUACAUCAUUCAAAUGAAUUGACUACUGUACCCCGGUUCAGAUCUGCGGUCCCCGUUACCUACGACUAGUUCAUAGCAACUACAGUGCGUGACCGAUCUCAUGAAAUGUUAACCGAAAUUUUGAAAUGCGUUUUCGAUUAGGACGGAUUACUUAGGUGAAUUUGUAGUAUUGAUUAGCAUGCAGCAUAAUCCCAUAGUAUUUCUGACUCAUCAGAAUGUCGGCUUUUGAAUGCACUUCAUUUUGGCCUUCUGCAGAAACCACACUCGGUAAAAAAAUGACUGCUUUCUUUUGCUCAUUUGGAAGGAAAUCACAUGGACUUUGUAUUUUAUAUCCGAUGAAAGUGCAUAUUUAGGUUUUAAAAAAGUUUCCCAAUGCCCGAACAAUUUUGAGCCCGAUCUGCCAUUGCACUAGCGUUUAGCGAUUUCGGUCUACAAGGUGCAUGCCUCCCGCGUAAGGAAAAUCAUAUAUUCCUCUAUGUCUUUAGGAAGAUAUCAUAUAGAAUUCAUAAAAUUUCGCAAUGGGUCUGGACUGUGUUUUACAUUUCAUGUGGAGCCUUGGUAAACGGAAAUGUGCGGCCCUGUAUUCAUGGACGUCGCAUGGUCACAAAAAUCUCAUAAUUAGAAACUUUUUUAAAACCCAAUCAUACUCCUUCUUCGGGCAUAAAAUAUGAAGACAAUAAGAUUUCCUGCCAAAUGAGCAAAAAAGCGUAUUUUGUGCAUGUUUUCUAUAAAAUAUAUUCGAAUUUAUAUGACCACCGAAAAUGAACAGGAAAAAUGCACGAUAUUUAAGCAGUCAUUUUUUACCGAGUGUGGUUUCUGCUGGAGGCCAACAUGAAGUGCAUUCAAAAGCCGACAUCCUGAUGAGUCCGAAAUACUAUAGGAUUAUGCUGCAUGCUAUUCAAUAUUGCAACCGCCUCUAAGUAAUCCUUCCUAAUCGAAAAUCUAUUUCAGAAUUUCGGCUAGCAUUUCAUGAGAUCGGUCACGCACUCUAUAUACGGCAAAAAUGCCAGAAGAGGUCAUUCUCGUCCCCAUUACCUUGACCGGUAAUACUUUUGGAUUGUUAUUUAAACACUGUCACUUUUUGUUUUAGCCGGAAGGCAAUGCCCCGUAUGGAAUCUACGUUCGUCAAGUAGUCGUGGGUGGAGCAGCAGAGCGUGACGGACGCCUGGAGACGGGUGACCAAAUCUUAGCCAUCCAGAACUGCCCCCUCAUCGACUGCGACCAGUCUGAAGCUGUAAAAAUGCUGGCCCACAAUUCAAGUGAUCAGACCGGAGUUCAUAUGGUUGUUGCCAAGCGUGCCGCUCAGGCACGUGGGAUUCUUAGCCUGAUAAAUUCGGGGAAUGAUCAGUCGCCUGUUUCCGCUCGACGGAGGCUGCAUGCCAAAGGUGCCCUGACAGGAUCACGUGGUGCUGCCUUCGGGGCCAUGACCCGCUCCACACCCUGCCUCAAUCUUGCAAGCGAUCACCUAGGUCACAGUGUUAGCGAGGAGGAUGACAGCGAUGACUCGGAAGACAGUGGGCCACGUUUUGGAUCUCGAAUACUACCCAGAGGAGCUCCACAGACAAGGCGCGUUGCACAGCAGAGCAUGCAGUCGGUACGCAAAACCAUCCCCAUAACAGUCCCAUAGCCAAUAUUUCAUUAGGAGACUUUCUGGUGGAAAUUUCCCAAUCUCACUCUCCGGUAACAUAAUUUGUUCCAUCUUCAAGGUUUCGAGACACAAAAGUCUGGAGAUGCUAUCUUCGCGUCCAGUUGCUGCCCGCAAUGGCCCACAAAGAGUUUCAACUCGGGAGUCGGAACCAUCGACUGAUGAUCUAUCAGACGAAGGAAGUGAUCAUGUAUGGAGACAAUCGGGUUCAGUGGAAUCUCUGCUGAACCAAGACCACGUAGAUAGUGCUAAACAGAGAACAGAGAGCCUGAAGAAAGUUGGGGUGGAACUACCAGUUACUAAAAGCCAACUGCAACAAUUUGUAAGUUCUGCCAAUCUAGCAGCUUAAAAAUGCUCGGACUGUAUUUCAAAGCUAAGCUCAUGAUUAGCCGAAUCUGAUCGCUCGAUCCUAAUAACGCUGAGAGUUGAAGUGGCUAAUUCUCUGCUUUUUAACAAUAAUGGUGUUUGCUUGCUCGCAAAAAUUAAACAAGUCCCUCUCUUUUCUUGGAAGCCUACUUGGUCAACUGUUAAAUAAACCGUAUGCUUUUCGGGUGUUCAAAUAUUGGCUUUGGAAAUCACUCAAGUUGACGAAAUCCAAACAGGUUUCCGGAUGCUUGAAAAGAAGUAUCGGUAAGAUCGCAGUUGUUUGUCAGACAUUAUACGUUGAUAGUGUCGACGUACGUCCUUGUUAUUAGUAGAUGUGCUUACCUUGUCUAGGAAACUUGUUAUCAGUAGGUGUGCUUCUACUGAUUUAAGCAGGUCGCCUGUUUCGGUCAGGUUGUUGGGUUUAAUGAGGGUUAGGGUUAGGCGUAGGUUAAGUUUUAGGAUUAGGGCCUGCGUUUUAGGGUCAGGUUUCAGUGUUAGGGUUAGGGUUUAGGUUCCCGUUAGGGUUACGGUUAAGGUUAGGGUAACAUUUAGGGUUGGGGUUAGGCUUAAGGUUGGGGUCAACGUUAGGGUUAGGGUUAUGGCUAGGUUUUGUGUUAGCGUUGGGUUUUAGGAUUUUGGUUACGUUUCGCUUUUGAGGCUUAGGGUUAGACUUUACGGUUGCGGUCAGGGUUGGAUUUUAGAGUUAAGUGUAUGGUUUACAUUUCUGCCACUAUUCCACCUACUUAGAACUUCGUAGCGUUUUCCAUGGUAACUUUACCUUUAGCCAGAAACUCCAGCAUUUUUUUAACAGCCCUUCCAUUUACCUCACCCACAUAACCCCCUUCCCCACCAUUCCCGUACGACAGCGACCUGGCUGUCCGCCUCCCCAUUCCUGGCCACCAACUGCGAUCCAACCGAAAUAUCUCUCCUAAAAUAGCAAUCUAUUUACACCAACUACAACUGGACCGUGAUAGCUUCAAGCGCGUCAGGUUGUUUAUAGUGAGCAAAAUGCGCUGAGUCGUCGACCGCCCCCCCCUUUCCAUUCUCACACCUCAGCCCCUGUCCGAGCCGGUCAGAUGACUGGAUCGGGGAAUAGCGCGGUGGCUGACAUGGUCUGGUGACCUUGACUGCGCGCGCCACCACAUGAACGACCUGACCCUCCAAACACAAACACCAGGAUUUCACACAAUGGGGUUUGGGCGGCGUAUCUCUCACUUGCGUGAGAGAGCCGUGGAAGGAGCUGUAUCGGACCGGCCCCAAGCCCACCAGUCCGCCACGCCACAAAAAAACACAACUGGACUGACUGCGUAGACCGAGUUGGGGCGUCAAUCAGCAGCAUUCCUAUCCAGGACGCUUGGCGCGUCGGGAUAAUCUCAGGCUUGAGUCACCAGUGCAAUAGGAGCCGCAUAGAGACCGAGUCGAGACGCACACAUCCCACUUACGUGGGAGGUGGCAGUUGGGUGAUUGCGGUAGGCGAUGUUACUGAGCGGUGAGGUGGCGGUGAGGGAGGAUGUGGUGGCGUGGUGCAACCGGCGGUUGUCUUCUGUAGGUUUUCGUGGAUGCGCAUGUGGCCGAAUAGACCCAUGCGGUGCAUGAAUGUGCGAGGACAAUGUUGACAGUGGAGGCGGAUGUGGCGGGUGUAGGUGGGUGCUUCAGGCACUGGUUCGCCAGUAUCUGUGCAAUGGAUUCGCAAGUGACCGAUCAGGCCGAUGAGUGAGGUGAAUGUGCCUGGACAGUGUGGACAUGAGAGGUCGGUGGUGUGGGUGUCGGUUACGGAGGUGGUGGUGGUGGUGGUGGUGGUGGUGGUGGUGGUGGUGGUCUCUGAAGAUGGGUAGAAGAAACGACUACCCGAAACGUCAGACCUCAAAUACACCUCUCCCGGUGAACGCCUCCUCUUCUUUUGACCAACUACUUUAUUUUCCAGGCAUAUAAUUUACCAUUUUUGUAAUUUAAACUGCCCUAAAUGUUUGUUCCACGUAGAACCGGCGAAGGCAGCAGAAAAACAACAGUGGCCCUGAGAGAACAGAUCAGAUGCCAGACGAUUCAAGUCCUCACCAAAGGCCAGGACAUAACGGCUGGCAAAAUCAGAGUCCAACUGGCGUAGCCGGGAGUCGUAAGGAGAAAGAGAAUGAGGAAUCUAGUUCGCCAGACUGGAGCGACUUCGCCAGGCAGAAUGCUGAGGCCAAAUCUCGAGUAUCCAAUAAGAGCAGUGAGAAGGAGGAGGACUCACCAAGUCCCUCUGGUAGCGUUGGCGGCGGUGAAGGUAGCGGCAGUGGGGGAAGCAAAGCAGUGGAGACCAUCUCCAAUACCUCAGAAGACUCCUUUAUAGCGCGCAAAUCACCAGGUAUUCCUGUAAACUAUUUUGUUGCCAUAUGCUAGCUGAUAUGUUUUAAUUGCUGACAUGUCGUCUUCUAUAUGAGGAGGGCCCUUUCAUGCAGUACUUUCGUAUGUUUCACCUCUUCCUGAAGGACGUAAACAACCAUAGACAGUGUUAUCGCAUGAAAUUUUGACUGAAAUUCCGAAAUGUGUUUUCGAUUCGAAAAGAUUAUUUAAGUGGGGUUGCAAUACUAAUUAUCGUGCAUCAUAAUCCUAAGAUAUUUCAGUCCCCCCAGGAUGUCGGCUCUCGAAGGUACUUCUUCUCUAGUGGCUGCAUGAACCACGCUCUGUAAAAAUGGUUGCUUGAAUAGCAUGAAUUUUCCCGAUUAUCCUCGCCGUCCCUUUAAAUCCAAAUAUGUCUUAUGAAGAACAUUUAUAAAAAUAUUGAAUUUUGUAACAACUUUGUAUAGAAGUACAUCUUCCUUAAAAAUUAGGCUUGAAGAAAGAGUAUGUAUUGGCUUUAAGAAGUCCCUAAUUAUGCGUUUUUUUAAGACUGUGUAAUGUUAUAUUAUGAAACAUCACAUUAUCACGGUUAUUAGUGCUGUUUACAAAGUGGGCAACAUGCUCCACAUCCAUUGCAAAAUUUCAUGAACCCUAUUUGACGUAUCCUUGCUGGCAUAUAGAAAAGUACCUUUUUCCUUAAAUGAAAAUUAUGUAGCUUAUGGUUUGGAAACCCUGAGUACAAGUAUAACGACAGGUCAAAUUCAAAAUUAUUCACGAAUUGAGGAAGUCUUUUAAAACCGAAUAGAAAUUUGAAGGAGGCGUAAGGUGCUACCAAAGGAAUCCAAACGAGAAUAUUUUUGGCAUGUUUUUUUAUAAAAUACAUUUGAAUUUAUAAAGACAUCGGAAUUCAAUGGAGAACCGGGAAGUCCAGGAAGUCAUUCUUACAGGGUCACAAGAAAUGCACUCAAAGCCAACAGUCUGGAGUGACUGAAAUAUCCCCGAAUCACCCUGUAUGGUAAUCAAUGUUGCAACUCUACUUAGGCAAACUUUUUGGAUUAAAAAAGCAUUUCAGAAUUGCAGUCGACAUUUCAUAAGAUGGCACAUCUACGUAACGUAGCACAAGCAAUAGUCCCAAACUCCUUAGGACCGCAUUUGAGAAUGCGUUAACUAAAGCAGAAUUCGAGGGACACAGACUCGUACAACUGGGUGGGAAAAAACGUAUCGCACAUCCUUUGACGGGGUUCUGUCUUCAAAAAACCCUUACGCAGAACACUGCAUUGGAACACAAGACGGACCAUUGCCUCACAUGCCUCCCCUUCUCUUCAGCACCGUGUCUGUCUCCAUCAUCAGCAGCAGCAACGACAAGGACAGCAACGCUUUUCUCUUCCUUGCUCUCUGCCAUUCGCUAUACAAAAAUGAAGUCCUCUGCCCCCUUAACAAUUAUUAGCGCAUUUUAAAGUAGCUUCAUGGUGCGAUUAUGUAGAGAGAAGAAGUGUGAGGACUAGAAGAGGAAAUAUUCAGGGAUCUAAUGCCUCGUAAUACUGCAAUGCACGCCAUUAUUGAACAAAACUCAUUGUGAGAAUUUUCAUAUGAUUUCUAAACUCUCUCUCUCAGACAAGAAGACUGAGGAAAAUAUUCUUUAAAGGAUUCAAACCCUUCUGUCACGGCCGACUGUUCCUUGUCGUCCUCCUUCUCCAUACUUUUCUUUUUUCCGAAUCAUCUUCUUUUCUCAUUGGCGUCCUUCUGCUCAUUUGUUCUGCUUUCCUUCUCUUUCUUUUUUGCCUUCUUGUCAUCCGCCUUCUCUCCUUCAUCAUUGUUAUUUUGGGCCUUCACAGCGACCAUAAAUACUACAGUUAUCCCAGUCAUCAGCUGAGAGUUUCAAACAGGGUCCGCCGAUUACCCUAUCUUCCUACUCCUCUUCUUCUCUGUUCUUAGCUCUCCCGUGUUAUUUUACUCCAAGCCUUCUUUCUCUAUGUAAGGAUAUUUUUUAGGCCUUCUUCACCUGUUUUCCCACUUCUUUACAUCUCUCACUGCUUUCGUGCUGCUUCUCGCUGUCCUUAUUUUUCCUUCGUGUUCAUUAUGUUUUCCCUCAUUCUCGUAGUCGUCACUCUCUUAUUUCCCUCUUUUUCUCCCUCCCCCUCCGCUCCCAUCCUGCCACACCCUCUUAAUUUUAUUUUCGUACCUUUGCUCUUUACCCAUCUCUCUCAGUCUAUUUCUGUUCUUUUUUCCUAAUGUUAUUUGUCGCAAUGAAUGGGGGCAUUCCUUCUAACGCUAAGUAUAUCCUAAAUAUACAGUUUCUCAGUCACACCGAACUACGCCGACUACACCCCCCAAGCCGAUGGCGCGACGGUCGCGACAAAAGCAGCCCAACGAGAGCCAGAACAAGAGAGAAGAUGACGUCUACAGCUUACCUUCCGAUGAAGCCGUCUACGCAGGAGCGCAGGCGGAGGAGUCUAGCACUACAGAGAGUGAAGAUCUGCAUCACGCUCGCCAGCGCAUCGUCUCGGGUGGACGGGGCGAAACCGAGAAACCCGUAGCGAGCGAGGCGAAAGCAGUUAAUACUGUCUCAGUCUCCGACAAGGCGCUACAGACCAGCAACGAGUGAGUUUCAGUUCGCGUCCCUCCCAUAAGACCUUCAAUUAUGCCAGUCCGUCUCAAGAUCAGAGCUGGUCAUUGGGUUCGAUCACGGUACAGAUGUCAUUAAAGUGCUGUACCUAAUGCCUUUGGACACACUUCCAUCGAAGGUCUCCGCGCGAAAGAAGUGAAAAUUAGCACUCAUAGAACUAACAUCUAUUAAAGAGUUUAAAAUGUUAAAGGGCAAUUAAUAAUAUUCGUUUUAGGAGGCUAGUGUGUCCGGCUCACAACGUCAAUUAGACAGUCAGCCGUGCAUGCAUCAUCAUGCUUCUCACAUCACACUACCAGUGUUGAUGGCCAGCUGGUUAUUCUUUCCGGGACAGUGCGUUCAUUGCUAGCUGUGGUUGGCGUUUCCUGCGGCCUCGUCUGAAAAGGGAAAAUCAGUGAUUCGGAGAGUCACAGGCCAAACCGGCCUCUCUCGAGCGUUUUCUCGUUUGCUGGGUGGUGACGCAGAACCACAAAACCGUAGAUAGCCUAGCGUGUCAGUUGACUGAUUGGUUCCCGGCAGCCACGCCUCUUGCGGGGAUUGAUACAUGCAAUUAUCACCGCCUGUGCGGCACUACCUGGGAUAUCAUAUUCAGCCUAAUCAUAGCAAUUUGGUGCUCCCAUAUCCUCAUUUGCAGUUUCUUGCCAGUUUCCACAACGCAGUUGCCGUCUUUUCAACUGCACCAUAGUUGGUAGCGCACGGGUGAUGUCUUCCACCGAUCGGCUACACAGUUCACCUGCUAUAAACGUGGCAAUCCUGGGUAAACCGAUUGACAACUUAUGGACGUCCACUCCAUCGAACGGUUUGCUCGACUUUAUACUUGCAGAUUACUUUCACUUAGUUUCCUUUUACAAAACCCCACAACCUCCUUAACUGGCAGUCUUGGGCACAGUAAUAAAAUACGUUUAAUCUGGAUAAGAACUUCGACGGUCCCAACUAUGUAAAUUUAUCUGAAACAGUUCAGCAAUGUCAGAGGAAGCCGGAAUAAUAGCCGUUUUGUGUAUAUCUAUGCUCUGUUUGACUGACCAUAUUCCCCAAAUAAAUAUCGAUGCCUAGACAGAAAUCGAAUACGCACACAAAAUCCUUACACUAAAGAGAUCUCAGUCUCCCAGCUUUUGUUUAGCCACCUCUGAUAUCAUUUGCAUGGUGACUUUGCAUUCCAGUGGAUGGCUGCCUCUUAGAAACCUAUCUGUCUCCGGGCUGGAUUUAUUUUGCUAUGAAAGACAAUCAAAUUGAUGCGGCCUAUUCUAGUCUGACUACAAACUUGUUUUAGGGUUACAAAAUACCGUGCUAGCAUACUACCAUACCAAUAGCUAGUACAUAGAUGUUUUGGUAGAUUUUGAAUAAUUCAUACUGACCCAACUGUGAAAAACUCGGCGCCUCGGUGGGAUUCGAACCCACGCAGUAAGGUGAAGGCUUUAGUACAGCCACCGCUCUAACCACUUAAGCUACGAGGCCCCGCUGGACGACGCGAGUUUAAUCACAUUUGGGUCAAGUUACCCGCCCAACCUACUGCAACGUGUGGAAUCCACCAAAUGUGAUACAGUAAUUUGACUGCCCAGUCAGGAUUUCCUAAGUCAUUCGCUUAGAAUCCACCAGAUGACUACCAGGCUUACGUAAUUCAUAGAUGUUUUUUGUACUAAAGCCUUCCCCUUACUGCGUGGGUUCCAAACCCCACUAGACGCCGAGUUUUCCACAGUUGGGUCAAUAUGAAUUACUAGCUAGUAGCCCAGACACGCGUGUUUCGUCGAUAUUCUGCCGCUGCACGGUACUUGUUUGUAUGACCUGAGUAAUCCUUACAAUCCGAUGUGUGAUUUCUAAUAGCUUCAUAGCUCAGAGCCCCGAAAAGCUCAAACAAGCCGUCCAGACGGGGACAGUUCCAAUGCUGAAUUCCGCCGUUCAAACGGAGGCCGCAUUGCAAGAGCCAGUUAGCAGCCCUUCGUUGGGACCGACAUCAGCUCCAUCGGAGGCGCCUGCUGCUCUUCCCUUCUAUCGUCCACCACUGGACCGUCUGUCUACCUCGAGCCAGCCCACAGGAAAUGUCUCUUUCAUGCAACAGCCUCAAAUAAGCGUCGAAACGGUAUCUAAUUCAGGCGGCGUGGCGGCUGUCUCCCCAGGACAUGCCAUGCAGUCAACGGCGGAACUAAAAACCGGCCGGUGAGUCCUGCAACUCCCUAACCCCUUCCAGUCUCUGUCCAUUGUUUUGGUUCCAAGUACCUUCAGCUUAGCGCAAUGUGAGGACUGCUUAACCCUGGCGAUUAAAUUUGAGCACUUGCGGCUGAGUACGCUGGUCGAGACUGCCUUAUUUAACGGACAAUUACAUUGCAGAUAAAAGCCAAAAUUUUACUCCCAGGAAGCAGUUGAGAAGAAAGAGACGCGAUCGUUGGAUAAAGCAUUUUACUCGCCUGACGCCUCGGACUCAGGCUUGAACCAACCACCAGAGGCGGGAUCAGACGCGGAUAAUUCAUGAACAAGGAGCUGCGGAAUUUAUAGGAUAAAGUCACUAUUCCAUCGCGUAGCUAUCAAAAUUAACGGUUGUUCUCCCCCUUUAAAAAGGAUGGUUGAUAUUGAUGGGAUAACUGCUUGAUGGACGGCAUUCCAAUUGUUAUGUCCCCUAAUUUCAUCAGCUAGGACGAAGAUGGCCGAACCCGCAGCAGCAGUGAGAAGAAAUGUCGUCAUCUCCUAAGUCACAGUUCGUUCAACGAAACCAAAAUUCUUGCGAAAGGUGACAGUCGCGUGAAUUGCGGGCAGCCUGAGUAAUGGUUCCCCGCCCUGCAGUCAACUGGCAAACGCGAUGACCUUCUGUGCUUGAACUUGGCGCAGGCAAAGUAAUCAGUCAUACGGAGAGCGCGCAACAUCCAUCACAGGUAUUACAUGCAUGGGUUACACGAUAUACCGCACUUGACAACAACUAUCCCACCGAAGGAUGUUAAUUUUGAUCAAUAUGUGGUGACACAGCGACUUCAUCUUAUAAAUGCUACCAAUCCUUAUCCGUGAAGAGCCUGUAGCGGCUAAGCGGUGAUGGUGUACGCUCAGUACGCCACAACUUCAGGUCAUAUCCCAAGUUGUUAGAAGCAGGACGCCAUUUGGUUAGGACACUUUAUUCUGUACAGAAUUGCGAAGGGGAAAGUUGGCAACCGGGCGAGGAUGCGUCCGGCGCCGCGGAGGCGGCGUCCGCGUGAGCAACGAGCCCUGUGACGCCGAAGGUCGCCGCUGCAAAAGUGUCGUUGCAGAUUGUUUACUCUAUUGUUCUGGACUGUUCCCGCCUAUCUUACCAAUCAGCGACAGGAGUUCCGUUGAUUGGUUCCGAGCCCACGCGAAGGUAGUGACAAGCCUCGCGUAGUGCAGGCAGAGAAUCGACCGAAUGCGUGGUGCAGACCGUGAAUUGCAACGAGAGAAAUCGAAGCCGGGCAGACAUGCGUGCCAUAGCAGGCUGUCGCUAGGACGUGGGUGCAGGCGCUAGCGAGAGGCGCGACGUAGCCAUUAUGGCUGUCCACUACAAGCCCAUAUCUGAUUCGGCCUCUGACGGUAAGUUCGAGCACGAAUCCGUAGCAUCAGGCGAAUAAAUCGCUUCAUCCAGCGGUCGCGUCUACUCCUUCUCAGACAAUUACACACAAGGGAGGGAACUGUACGUACUCACAUAUCUUUUAUGGUGGACCAUUCUUUUUAUUUGCUGUCGUGGCGUUCAACGAUGUGAGAUAAACUUAAAUCACGCACAAUCAGUUCGUUUCGUCUAAUGUCAGCAGUUAGGGAGCUGUGAGGAAUAGUUUAUUUUGUACACAGGGCGGUGUAUAAUUUACGCGGAAGCGUGUGUCAGUAGGUGGGGGUGACUAGCUGAGUGCUGGUCAUGAGAUUGGACGUAUUAGGGGAAUAUUAGGGGAAUGCAUAAUCACAGGGGCUCAAGGGUAUCAAGUCAGGUCGUCCGACGCGCGUGAGGUGAUAAUCGUUUGUGAGCAGCAUCCGGGAGCCACUGCAGCUGGGCAGAAGGGGCCCUAGUUCUAGCCGGCGGGGGUGGUCGUGUGUCAACGGUCUGUCAACGAUUGUUGCGGCCAUCGACCGACAAAACGGGGCCGGAGAAAAAGGGACUGGAACGGUUGCUACACUGUCUCGAAAGUAAUCCGCAAGUAGCAAUCUAUGUUGCCGAAACGCGCUGAUGUUUUCUUUUGAGGAGUCGACAGAUGCUGUGAAAUUCUGUCUAACAGUACACGACGUAUUCUAUCAGAGCCUCUGCGGUAAACUGGACGAGCUCUAAAUAGUAACCCCAAAAACCCCGGCACGCCCACAGGAACUUUAUACGUUUACCAACGGCAAAAUGAGGAAGACAAAUUCUCCUUGCCUUGUUUAAUUUCCGAGGAAACUAAUGCGCGAACUUGGAGUAAAUCUUGCGAAACAGACCUUUUGAGGCACGGUCCGAAGUUUGAUAUGAAUAUUUGAGCUGCAGUCCAUCAGCUACUGCGGAAUAGCCGCUUAAUAUUCACAAACCGCCAACAGGCAGCCAAUAGUAUAUAAUUGUGCAAUGAUUUACCGUACUAACAACACAGGUAUUAGCUAAAGGCCCAGACACGCGUGUUUCGCCGAUCUUAUGCCGUUGCUUGACGCAGCUGCGAGGGAUUCGGCUCGUCAGUGGGUCCUUCAGCUGUCUCCGUGUGUUUUCUGGUAUAUGAACUCCAGUGUCAACUUGCCUUGUUUAAUUUCCGGCAAAACUGAUGCGCGAACUUGGAGUAACUCUUUCGAAACUAAAUAUAAAUUAGUCCCAAGUGCAAGAACCCUGUCCGAACUCAUUCAGUUGGCUUUUGCGGCAGAACUUCAUGUUGACACCCUGGACUUGACGUAAGGCAGGACACUACAGUCAUCGAAACUGCCACCUCUGUGUUUGAGAGUGCAAGGUGUGCCCUCUGUCAAAUAAAACCAGACGAGCCUCCCAGGCUGAUUAUCGGGCAGUCAUUCGCAGAGCCUGCUGGUCCGCUCGCGCCUCCAAUAGUUAUCAUUGCAAACAAGUAGUUUGCCUUAGCAGUGGAAAACCGUCCUUCAGACCAACAGGUAAAAGGAGUAUUCGAAUGGCUGCGAACAGUUGUAGGCUCGAGAGCCUUCCCUACCCAUGUUGCAAGGGAAUACAAAUUCUUGUGAAGAAAACUAUAGUAACAAGGUCCGCACACUAAGCUGUUUCCAAAGCGACUCACUGUGAGAACAACCCUAUCUUUCAAAUCUGUCGACUGCUCUGGAGGCAUGAACCAAAUUCUAAGCGGCGGACUUGGACGUAGAUAUCGUAUUCAAAGCUAAAAGUUAAGAGUUCUUAUUUGUAACCCAAAAUUAAGGCUUCUUGGAUUAACUUGAGGCUCUGUGGGCCAAAGUCAGACUGCUGAACUGGAUGAGAGUUUGUCGGUGACGAAGAAUCGGAAGAGCUGAGUGCGACUGGUGCGGUUCCUCAUGGGUAGAUUCUGCGUCACUUAUAAUGCAUCCCGUUCGUUAACGGCCGUUACACUAGGCUCGACCGCGAUAGGACCGUAUCCGCCAAUUACUCUGGGCCCUUGCACGUCAUUUGCAGUCUAGAAUACCAACUAGGCCUUUAAAAUAAUUUGAGCCGAUCGCAGAAUUCGUGCGAACGGCGGACGUUUGUCUUCAGUUCAGAGGAAUGCAUGAUUCUCCGUCUGCAUAUAGCAAAUCAUGAUGGAGCCAGCAAAAUGAAGCCGUACCUUCUGCAAGAAACUCAAAUGCUUGUAUUGAUCGUAAAGAAAGACCUCCGUUUUUGGAUACAUUACAAUAUAUAAACGGUUUAAGAAUGUCAGGGGCUUACCAUACGCGAACAAAAGGAUGCUUGAAGCUCUCGUAUUUUUGGUAAAUUUGACGUAUCACUUGUUCGUUCCAGCCUAGAACACAGUGUUCAGGCAAUGAGACCCUGCUUGAAAUGACAGAAUCUUUGAAAUUGUGCAGUAUAUCGGACCUGAACUAAUGGGACAGUUGAAUAACGAUCACCCGGGUAGAAGAAUGUCUUUGAUGUUUUCAGUUUGUGUUACAAACGAUAAAGGUCCUGUCGCAUUCUAGUUUAUAAAAUAUUUCGUGGCCUAAAAAGAACACCCCCUUGAUGAUUUGACGAAAUAACGGCCCUUUCCCUGUCUCCGAAUGCAUCUGGUGGAACGGCCUUCGGUCUGAAUUCUUCAGUCAGUGAAUAUUUUAACUGUAGAGUGCGCUCCAUGGGACCAUGAUGAAGGCGAUGCCACUGAUAGUGGUCAAAAGCAACUGCAUGUUUUAUGUAUUCCCCCUUUUCCCUGGAGUUGCUGUCUACCUGUUUGUAAACAACUGCUUGCCCACGUUCUGCACACUUGCAUAACUGCUACUGAAAGCAAAUCAACAACACGUUUAUUGAAUUGUGUCUUCUGUUAGUGUGCGUACUACCAGUGGACUUGCGAAGGUCGCAUAGCAACAAAAGACCUUGGGUGCAGCACUACUCGUGUGAUGAUUGUUCGUUAUUAUGCAGCCGUCUGUGAAGACUGUAGAGUUUAGCUCCAAGGGAAAAUGGAAAACCUGCAUUCUCUUCUUCAACCAGGUCAGAUCUGUGGACAUUAGUCCGGCACAAUACUGUCAUGCUGAGUAAGGCUUUCCCUAUUUACCCCUGUUCAAUUUUAUUGCUCUCCUUAGGCAAUGGCGAUUUUAACUGUGUACUUACUACUACAUCUAAGUCGUGCAUGCCUGCGGGGCUAUUUUUCAGAUCCGCAUAACUCGCUUUGGCGAACUCGCGUUCUCUGUCAGGUGUUUGGCAAUCCGGCUUUCGUUUUUUGACCAAUUUUCCAGUCCUCCAACUGUUCAUGCUACAACCAUCGUAGUAAUGCUAGCAAUUACUUGAUCUUCCAUUGAUUUACUAAUAUUUAGCACCUCCAAGCUUCCAGCGUGGACGGGUAUGGUCAUUGUUUGGGGCUAAGGGAGAAAGACAUGGUUCUUUUCCGCAAGUUGGCGAGGUCUCGUUUUUGAGGGAUUUUAAGAGGGGAAAAUCUGAAUAGAUCUACCCAGCUCCCGACUUCUUGGACAGUCGGAAAUUGUGGAGAUUAAUUAUAGGGAGAACGAGAAAAUGUGUUCAAAGUUUACUUUGCCAUUUCCUGCCCCUCUCGUGUGUGGUUGUUCUUGUGUUGGCUAUAGUUACCUAUAAAUGUACACUUGACUCAUGCAAAAAACCGGCUCUCAAACGGGAACUGUGUGGCUUAAAUGAGGCGACUAGGUGUCACGAUGUCAUAGUUCUUUUUGCUAUGUUCAAACAUCAUCUGUCUUUUACAGUUUUUGAUAACAUUCCCCAGAAUUCCAUGUUUGAUAUUCACAAGAACUCUAAGCCUACAAGGAAAGUCGAUAUAACUUAUUGAACGGCGUCAUGCAAAAAUCCAUAGGUGCAUAAAAAGGAAAUUCGAGCCAACCCUGCCUCUAAAAUCCCAGUUUUGCUUAAAAUUUUUUAGCUUCCAGCAGCCAACAGCUUCAGGACCGGCAGAAAUUGGACAGCUCAAGACUUCAGCCUCACCCGUGCCCAAAACGGAAUUCAACCUCCCAUGGGGUGGACCAUAUCCUUCGCCUGCUGAGGAGAGCCGUCUCCAUGGUACCGCCAAUGAGACAGCCCAGCGACAUCAAGCUGGCCCACCCUACAUGGGUUACCUUCGAAGCGUCAUUGGUAGUGGAGGCGAGAGUGUGGCCUCUACCAGUUCGGGCAACGUACUUUAUUGGACUCCUCAAGGUCAAGGUUGUGGUCGUAGCGGCCAACGUAGUCCAUCACCACCCCCCGUACCCACAGCUGACUUCCCACAGUACCACCCUCCCGCCUACCUGGAGCCUGCUGAGUGGCCAAGACAGUCUCCCAGGCCAGCCUGGUCGCCCCCUAUAAGCCCGGCUUCUAAAUGGCCGGUUCUGAGAGCUCCUGCGUUCGAGCGGUCGGGGUCUAACAUUUCGUACGCCUCCGACUCUGUGGCGGUUGUUCACGGUCCGCCGGCCAGCCACAGUCUCGCUGAUCCCUCCAAACGGUUGUCUCCGAGCCGUGAGGUAUCACCACGCCGACCAGAGGGCACGGAUUAUGGGCACUCGGUGUGUGUUCCUUUUUGUUGCUCUCCCACUGCAAGCUUCGCCGUUAUCUUGCUACUGGCUGGAAUUUCUUACUCAUUAUUAGGAUAUGAUGAUAAUAGCUGUGAAUUCCACCCGAUUAAGCAUUCGAAUUGCAGAGUAAGGAUGAAGGAAGACAGGAAUUCAGGGGGGUCUACUGGAUGAGUGAAUCCUCCAUUUCCCCUGGUCUACCUUGGCGAAUGUUCCGCACAAUAUCGGUCAAAGACCGUUAGUGCGAUGCAGCCUUCCAGAAAAGGAGCUUGCACCCCUCCCACUCACGAUGGCAUACCGGCGUCAAAAAUUGUCUGGAUCUUGUGAGCUUGUUCAGCGAUAGAUUUUGAUAAUUGCAGUCAGUGACCGAUCUAAUGAAAGGUUGACCGAAAUUUGAAAUGCGUUUUCAAUCAGGAAAAACUACUUCGGCGGGAUUUUAAUAUUGAUUAUCACGCGGCUUAAUCCCAACAUAUUUCGGACUCGCCUACAUAAAGUUGUGAGAGUGAGAAAGGAACCAUCUUACACGGGAGUGCCUACGUAUUUUGGUAAACUAUGACUACCUCGGUCUGGCUGAUAUUGUAACUAUUUUACUUUCUGCCCUCAAGAGGUACUUUGAUGUGUAUUCGGCCAAGCGAUUUGACACUUAUUUUUGCCUGCGUCUGGGCAGUUUGAUGUUUGAGAUGGUGUAGAAGGAUAAGGCACUUUCAAUUCAUCUGACAUCGAUGUUGGCUACAAAGCUUAGGUUAAUAUUAGUGAGGACGAAUGGUCGUUGAGUCCUGUUGCCCAUUAUUCGGUUGUUAGCGCUGGUAACCUAAUUAUUUUUUAAUUGGAGCCAAAUAUUUACAUGAUUUUAGAAUAACUGAAUCUUUCUCUGAGUUCACUCCCCUAAAGUGACAAUGUUUUACCAAACUCUAAUAGGCUGUAGGAAGCCUUUGAGUGAAUUAUGCUUCGUUCCAUUCAUGUCAACGAAACAACUCGUUAUGUUUCAUUAAAUAGAGGCACAGUUCUUUCAAACUAGUUUGGAGACAAAUGUGUGUUUGAGGGAAUUGCCAUUCUCUUUUGUACACGAGAACAUGUAAUAAAGUUAAUAACUCGUUUUCUUAAUGUUAUAAUGUAAGUCUGAUCCUUGUGUGUAACUUGUUCCUGCCGCUACUCCGUAGCUCUAAACGUCUUUUGGUAUGUGUCAGACAAAAAUAGCAUCCCUACAUGUUCUGUAAAAUUUAAUGUGACUUAGACUUUAGAUAGACUCCGCGUAGAUGUGGCUUGGUGGAUUGCCUAUUGCUAAACAGUCAAUUUACCUAUACACGUUUCGAUUGGAUAUAUUCGGAUACCCGAAAGCAACGUCGCCAUUUAAAUAAAUGACAAAAAGGUGUUUACCGGAAAUGUUUUUUUACUUCAUAACCGCCUUCGUCAUCAAUUACUGUUGCCCAUCUUGAAGCUAAGUUUUUAAUACCCUCUUUAUAAAAUAAAAUUUAUUUCGAUGCAGAGUUCAUAGUAAAUGACCGCAGAAGUCCAUGCAACUUGCUUUGAUGCGAGUAAUUCUCGGGUGUGUGCUAACAUACUCUGUUCAUUAUUUUGUGCAAUAACAUAUUAUUGCAUAGGUUCUGUAUGUCCGUAGACAGUAUACGCAAGUUUCGCAGGUUUAAAUUCCUCAGACUCUCGAGGAAAUUAUGAAUGUGGUUCGCUGUACAUGCAACAGGACUAUGACAAAUCUGUUCCAUUCGUCUAAUCAGCCACUGUGCAAGAUUGUUGUGAAGAUAACAUUAAAAACAGGCGAAAAUUUUUUUUAGGAAUUCAGUAAAUCCUGCUUUUCAAUAUUUUGUGUGGUUCAAGUGUUUUGGGAGAUGGAGUAUCCAUGGUACGGCCCACUUUCAAAUCAGUUUCGAUUUCUUUAUCAGGGGGCACUCUGCUCAAGAGGAUACGAUAGUAGUGGUAGACGAUAGGAAGUAGUGACCACUACUUACUGCUGUCGCUCUGUCAGUCUAUCAAUGCCUGUCAUAAAAGUUCUAAGGCUAGCGUCGACCGAUUGCACCCUAUGCAACAUCCAGGUCAAAUUAAGGAUUUCGUUGUCGACGUAAGCAAAGGGUGGUAGGUCAAGGAAAUAACUACCGCCCCCCCCUCCCCCGUAUUACAGGCGUCGUGGCGCUAAAUUCCGGGGGGGGGGGGUUAGGGUGGGAGCAAAGGUUAGGGUUAGGGCUGAGGUUAGGCCUUAACUUAGGGUGAGCGUUCGGGCUAGUGUUAGGGUUAGGGCGCGGAAAUAGGUGUCGCCCUCGAAUUUAACGCAGAGCCACCGACCAUGCAAGUGGCUCCAUCCCCGUGUCCAAACCAAAAGUCCUCAGCUUCUAUCUAGUGCCUGUGCUGUCGGUAUGUAAGUCAUACAGCAUCUUUAAUCCCCGCCAAGAUGGUCACGGCUUGUUCUUCCUCCGUUAGAACCAUGUACUUCGUUUCCCAUCAAACCUACUUAUCUUAGCUCUGAUAUACUUAUUUGGUGCAGCUGCCAGACGAUAGUAAAAAAGACACAAAGGUUCGUUUUACAGUCUGUCCUUGUAUUUCUCUGAUAUAUUUUGUGCGAUAUCUAUCAAAUUACUUUCCCCGUGUUAUUUGUAAAUGGGAGUUUAAAACCGUCUGCUGCACUACACCGCAGGCUGACAGGUUACCUUUCGACUAAAAGAAGGCUCUGUAAUAAGAGAGCGACGUUUGCGUGUCCAUUCUGAUUCCAGAGAGAACUAGAGUCUUCAGUUUUAUGUUGGAGUUCCGACCUACAGUGCGUGACCGAUGUCGUGAAAUGUUGGCCGAAAUUCUGAAAUGGGUUUUCGAUUAGGAAGGAUUUUUAUUUGGAGUUGUAAUAUUGAUUAGCAUGCAGAAUAAUCCUAUAGCAUUUCGGACUCACCAGGAUGUCGGCUUUUAGAUAGAUAAUUUUGUAUUAAAGACCCGUCGGGGUCCCAUCAAAGCAUCCCUUUCUGACCUUCUGUAGAAACCGCGAUUUGCAAAAAUGACUACUUAAUUAGCGUGCAUUUUUCGUAUUUAUUUUCAAUGGUCUUACAAAUUCAAACAUAUUUUAUAGAAAACGUGCACAAAAUAUGCCUUCUUUUACUCGUUAGGUAGAAAAUCACACUGUCUUCGUAUUUUAUACCCGAAGAAAGCGCAUAUUUAGGUUUUUGACAAGUUUUCCAAUUCCCGAAUGAUUUUGAGUCAGAUCUGCCAUUUCAUAAGCGCUUAACGAUUUCAGUUUACAAGGUACAUGCUUUCUGCGCACGGAAAAUCAUAUAUUCCUUUAUGCCUUUAAGAAGAUACCAUAGUGAGUUCAGAAAAUUGUGCCAUGGAUCUGGACUGUGUUGUACAUUUCAUGUGAAGCCUUGCACGAUGUGGUUUACAUGGACAUCGCACGUUCUUGAAAGUCCCAUAAUUAGAAACUUUUUUAAACUACAUAUACACUUUCUUCGGGCAUAAAAUGCGAAGACAGUGUGAUUUUCUACCUAAGGAGUAAAGGAAAGUAUAUUUUUGUGCACUUUUUCUAAAAAAAUAUAUUUGAAUUUGCAAGACCGUCAAAAAUCAAUACGAAAAAUGCAUGCUACUUAAGUAGUCAUUUUUGCAAAUCGCGGUUUCUGCAGACGGUCAGGAAGGAGGGCAUCCAAAAGCCUACAUCCUGGUGAGUCCGAAAUGCUAUAGGAUUAUGCUGCAAGCUAAUCAGUAUUACAACCCCACCCAAGUAAUCUUUCCUAGUCGAAAACGCAUUUCAGAAUUUCGGCCAACAUUUCAUGAGGCCGGUCACGCAGUGUUAACUUUCGAAAAAGGUUGCGUAAAUGUGACUAUGGUUAUUGAUUAGGCUUGAUGGUGUUGCACUUUUUGUGUGUUACGCAAAUUUACCAAACCAAUGAAAGCUUGCAAAAGGGAUUGCUAGCUUUCCUGCAGUUCUUCUGUUUGUCAUUUCUUUUUGUACCGGACUUCAUGGUGCACAAACCCUGGCCUCCCCCCACUCCUGGCAUCGAGCUGAGCUAAAUAUCCACUUAGAAAGGGCAGGUCAUUAAACGACGAACUCAGACUGUCGUUUCUGCUAUGUGGACUACGGCGUCCACUGGGCGCAGCGUGCCUUGGACUUUGAAGAAAAUACCUUCGUAAUAAGAUGAGUCUUAUUGCUUUCUCCUUUGCAGUCGCAACCACCAGCGGCCGCUACGCCACGGCUGCAGACAAAGGUUCAACCGAAACCGAAACCGAAGUCAUGGAUCAGGGCCGACGGGAGCCCCAUGUUUACACCUUCGGCGGACAUGUGAGUUUCUGUGGGCGAAUCCAUCAAGAGGCGUAUGAGAUAUCUAGUCAGGGCUGAUCAGCGUGCUAGAUUGGUGACUUCCUCGUUGGCAGCAGUGCACAAGGUAGACUUUUCGCACUGUCCAAAACUGACAGAAAUCGCAUCUGAUGUUCCAGGAAAUUGUGAUCAGAUGGGCUGCGACCCCCCCCCCACCAAUAGUUUCGGCCGGCGCGUUUAACCAGAUUGGAAUAAUCGAAAUGUAUCUUCACCCUAGCAGUGGUGAACCAGCCUGUAAUGACAGGUAUAGAGAAGGGCUUCUUGCUUAACUCUUCACUGCACCCUAUCUCGUCGACAGUGGUCGAGAUGCACUCUUGCCACUGAAAUAUAAUAAUAUUGGGAAGUCUUCCUCACUAUAACUCAUGUAUGAGUAUUCUUAAUCAUGCAUUCGCCUUCGGCAUCAGCCUCUUCCAAUCCACAUCUUAACCCAACAACAUUCUAUGCAUUGGACUGCGUGCAAUCUCAUAGGUGGCACAGACUAAUUCGUGUCAUUUUGUCCUUAAACCAAGUUCGCCGCCCAUUGUACAGUUCGGAACCAUUGGAAAUAUCUAAAGAAACCUAUCUAGAAUUGACAGAAUUUUCUCCUUCUGUUUGUCCCUAAGACAGGCGAACGGAUUACUUGCUGUUGCUUCCAAGUUCGGGUUGAAACAAAUCACGUCGCCUGAGAAAGGGCAAGCGAACGUUUAAAAGUUAGUAAAUGAAUCUCCAGCGAAAUUCUUUUGCUGAGGAUCUUUGCCGAACACAAUCUCAUAACAAAUACUUGUUGCUGCCUUCUCAGCCACAAGAGGCUAAAAUGGAUGCCAUUAUGUCUGUAUUGAUGACAGUGAUUAGGUUCCAUACUACUACGAAAAUGAGGUCACCGUGAAGUACUGGUGACGAUAAGGGAUAAUAUGUUUAACUGCUUUUCGCAUUACUGAGGGAUAAUCCAAAUAAAAAGAAGGCUCAAACCAAACUGUAAAUAUACUUUGGAUAAGACUAUCUCUGGAGGAUAGUCCUAGAAAAGCAGAAACAACUUCACUUGGAAGAGACUUAACCAAGGUGUGAAAGGUGGUCUGUUCUGCCGCAAAAUAAGGUUUGAACCCAUACGCCGAGUGGAUCGCGACUGGUUCGACGAUAAUGAUGGGGAGCUCUAACACCUACUCGUCAAGUUAAACCACAAUCAUUGGGCCUAUGAGAACAAAAGGAUUUCUUCUGUAUGCGAGCUUGCCGCAGCAUCUAUGUUCUUCUCUCCUUUCACAUGCAGGGCAUUUCAGUGAUGAGAAAAAGCCAAGCAACUGGAGACGGCUAUGGGCACAGUGACCGAUCUGGCGAAAUCCUUAAUAAUCUCUAUACCCACACCCAAUCGGGCACUAUAUUACGGAGAAUUAUCAGGGGCCGCAGCAGCGAUGAGACAUUGCAACCUGCCUCGUCCAGAUGGUUCCAGAUAUCACACAAUUUAGCAAUCUUCUAGACUAGGACUAAUAGGGCUCCAAGUUGGCUCAACACGCACCGCAUCAACCCGUUCUACCAACAGCACCAUCACCGUAAUUACCAUAAGUAUAUAUAAAAAAUUAAUCAAUAUUCUACACAUGUGCUAGCUUUGUGUGAUUUAACAAAUAGUUUUGAAGGAAGUAGUGAGGACACAGAAUACGGGGGGAAAUUGCCAGCAGAGGAAUGCACGCCGACAUCUAGUGCUUAAUGAUCCGAGGGAGUGGCUGCUAUACGUUUUUUUUCAAAUUUUUUGCAUCGAAAUAAGAGCCCUGAAUUUCCAUCUGGCACAGAGGUAAAAUCAGUUCUAAUAUAACUGCUGUAUUUCAUGCUUCAGCAUUGAUGGAUUUGAGAAGGAGCGAUUGGAGAUCAUCCGCAUGCAAGAACAAAGGGCCAGAAUGCAUGAGGAGCAGUUCAAUUUAAGACCUGUAAGCUUUGGUGUUUUGCAUUUAUAAACGCACCUGGAUAUGUUUGUGGGGUCAGCUCGUAGAAAAUGUACUCCAGAAGACCUCAUUGCGUGCCGGGUUGACCAGCCGGUUCCUAAUUUUACUAGGAGGACAGUUAACCUAAGACACACUGCACCCUAGUGAUGGAGCAUAAUAACAAAAAACAUGCUGACAAACGGUCGUCAGACUUUGGGUUUACCAAAAUUUGAAAGUUAGACGGAGUUAAUUACACUUACCUAUAUGGUGCGCAAAUACUCUUACUAGGACUGGCGUCAGGCAGGUGAGUUAGUCUGAUUUUUCAAUGACUAAGUAGAGGGUGUAUUACGAGGGACAGACUGAGCAGUUUCUGCGAGAAUAGGAAACCCUGCUCAGCAUUCGACGGGUAGAGGGACCAUUCGAUCAUUUUCAGGAUAGGCGUGGAGGGAGUGGAGAUAGGCAACAGCCAUGAGCGGUGUCAGGCGAACGUACACCGGAUGGACAUAACGCCUGGACAAGGGUCUUAAUCGCAGAUUAAGGAUUUUUCGUUUCGGUGCUCACCGCUUCUGAUAUUGUCAGGAGAGAGUUUCAUUAGCGCUGAAUUCAGGUGGCAUUUCUCUUUUCAUUCAUGAUCAUUGUUUUGCCUUUACACAGGAAAUUCGCCAUCUACCCUACAGAAGUAGAACAUUCUUCAUCGUUUAGUUGAAUUAGUAGAUAAAAUGUUCCAUUGACUAAUACAUGACGUCCCGCGUCAACUCUGCAGCUCGGCAAUUAGGCAAUUUGACCUUUCGACCACCUGGAAACAUGGCGGUUUUCCUGAAAAAAUCAUCUGUUAUUUGAAAAGGCUUUCCACCUUUUUCGGCCAAACACCCCAAAACUGCUAUCAUAGCUCCCAUAUGCAGUAGGUGUAUUAACGCAUGAAUUGUUCAACGAAAUUCUGAAAUGCCUUUUCUGGCGCGGAAAGAUUACUUAAGUAGGGUUGUAACAUUAAUCAACGUGCAGCAUAACUCCAAGGAAUUUCAGUUACUAUGGGAUGCCGGCUUUUGAAUGAACUUCCUUCGGGCCGCCUGCGAAGUGUAAACUCUGAAAAAAUGGCUACUUAAUUAGUAUAGUCUUUUUAUCAUUGAUUUUCGAUGUCCUUAUAAAUUCAGAUAUAUUUCGUGGAAAACAUGCAUACAAAUAUCCUUUUUUACUCAUUUGAUAGAAAAAUUACGUCUUCCUCGAGUUUUAUGCUUGAAGUAAGGUUAUGAUUCGAUUUUAAAAAAGUCUCUAAUUAUGGGAUUGUUUAAGACUGUGAGAUUCCCUUUUAUAAAAAAUCGUGUCUCUGCAUUUGCUGGUGUUGCCAGCAAAGUUUAUAAUGUGACUCAAACCCACUGCUAAAUUUUAUGAACCCCGUAUGGUCUCCUCUUAAUACUGUAUAGAAAUUUAUGAUGUUCCGUGCACGGAAAAUAUACAUCUUGUAAUUUAGAAAUCCUGAAUGCAAGUGUAACGACAGGUCGGGUUCAAAAUUAUUCGGGCAUUGUAAAGGUUUUCUUAAAACUAAAUUAUUCCCUUCCCUCAAGUAUACAAUUUGGAGAAGACGUAAUUUCCUACCAAGUGAGUAAAAAAUGAGUUUGUAUGCAUGAUUUCUGUGAAAUUUGCUUAAAUUUAUAAGCGUAUCGAAAAUCAAAAGGAAAAAUUCCUACCCCAGAGUGUGGUUUUCGCGGGUGGCUGGAAAGAAGUUCGUUCGCAAGCCGGAAUCCUGAGGUAACUGAAAUAUCUGGGAGUUAAAAUACACAGUCCCUAAAAAAGUGAUUUUGGCUGGGUAACAGACAUUGGUCUAUGGUGAUUAACGCUUUCAGACAAGAAAGGUACAAAUGCCUCCAUCGUCAAUGUAUUAAACCAGACCCAGAGGUCCACGAGUAAGCAUUAUAUAUGAGUUGCUUCAAUAAAUACUAUUUUUGCGGUAUACUUACGAGAAUUUUUCCUGGCAUAUUUUGAGUUCCUAACGAGAACCUGGAGGGGCAAUAAACUACUUCGCUAGGGGGGUUUUAUUCUAAACUUGCAUAAUUGUCGUUCCGGAUCAUAACAUUUUCUCAUUUUAGGCUGCGGAGCAUAAACCAAGAUCUGGAGGAACGAGCGAUGUUCAUCAGUUUAGUCGAAUUUCUCCUCACGCGGACACUAGUAGGUCAUUGGUUUUUUUUCUCCUCUGGUUAAAUUAAUGGACAACUGACAUCUAUUUUCCCGUUCUAUGGCCAUUUCUUUCGCUUUUUUCAGACCCAACCUACGAAAACUGUAGCGGGCUAAACAAAUAUUCCAGUCAGUCCUACGGAAGUAGAGAGCUGGUGAAAUCCAGGGAGUCAGUUGCCCUCUCCGAUCGAUAUUCGGGUCAGCUGGUUCGGGGAGGAGAUCUGAGAUGGAGCAAGAAGUCGGUCACCUUUGACGAACAGCCCGCAACGGUGUCUGUUUACACUCCUCCGGGUACACCACAUGAGAGUCUGUCAGAGGGCGCACUAACCAACCGCGACUAUGAGCAGGAGGAGAAUAAAAGGAGUCAACUAGAAAACCGGCCGCUUAACGUCCGCCCCCAGCGACAUCUACUGGACUCCCGUGCAGCCGACGAACGUACGCUAAUUUACACCUUGACCGAUCUCAUGAAAUCUUGGCUGAAAUUCUGAAAUGCGUUUUCGAUUAGGAAGGAUUUCUUAGGGGUGGCUGUAAUACUUACUGUCUUACGGCUCGGUAGGAUGUCAGCUUUUGAAUACACUGCUUUCCAAUCUCCUGUUGAAGCCGUACUCGGUAAAAAAUGGCUACGUAAGUAGCAUGCAUUUUUCCCACUGAUUUUCUAUGGUCUUGCAAAUUUAAAUAUAUCUUAUAGAAACCACAAAUAAAAAUAUGCUUUCUUCCAGUCACUUAAUAGAGAAUCACGUCUUCUUUAUAUUUUAUACUCAUAUAAGGAGUGAAUGGACAUUACACGGUCACAAAAAAUCUCAUAAUCAGAAACUUUUUUAAAACCUAAUUAUACUCCUUCCAUGAGUAUAAAAUAUAAAGAAGACGUGAUUCUCUAUUAAGUGGCUGAAAGAAAGCAUAUUUUUAUUUGUGGUUUCUAUAAGAUAUAUUUGAAUUUGCAUGAACGUUGAAAAUCAAUGAGAAAAUGCAUGCCACUUGAGUAGUCAUUUUUUUACCGUGUAUGGUUUCUACAGGCGAUUGGAAAGCAGUGUAUUCAAAUGCUGACAUCCUGCCGAGUCCGAAAUAUUAUAGGAUUAUGCCGCAAGAUAGUAAGUAUUACAACCGCACUUAAGUAAUCCUUCCUAAUCGAAAACGCAUUUCAGAAAUUCAGCCAACAUUUAAUGAGAUCGGUCACUCACUGUAUAUUUGGCCUAUGAAACGCCUGUAAAGUAAACUUUUAAGCACUUCCAGUCAUUACGGUUUUGAGGGCAUAAAUUUCCCUCGAAGUUGCUUAUAAGAUACAAUACUAAUUCGUUUUUUCAGUUGAAUGAGGAUUCAAGUCUGCUCACAGAUGGAAAAUCUGUCAGUGUUAAGUAAUUGAAAACUAAGAAAAAUCGAAAAGACGAGGGGUGAAGAUGGAGCCGCUGUUUCCGAUAUACGCGGUUCAGCAGCCAAUCCUCAUUCUCAAAUCAUCUGAUCUGGUUGCGUGAGGUUGUGUUUGACUGCAAUAUCUCGCAGAAGUGUAACCUGCUGAACUGUGCAUGCGUAAGUGGGAAAAAUUCCUUUUCUCACUUUGCUGAUCUACCCCUGAUAUCGCAUAUAUAGUCACUUCGCCGGCUCAUAAUCUUUGCCACCAACUGUCGAGGCCUGUUUGGUGACGAAAUACAAACCGUAAAACAUGUCUGUUUCAUCAGAAUACCUCUGCCUUUAGUAGUUUGACAGGGAACUUAGUUGCGGUCUAUGGAAUUUGGUCCGUGAAGCUAAGAGGGUGGGUGCACCCUGCAUCCUUUAUUCAGAAGCAAAUCUCUUAAAGACCACGUGAAGAGAACAGAAUUUGCAUUUCGGUGGCUGACUGGGUUUAUCAUUGUCUUGGUUCUUUGAGGUUCCAGGGUUUUCCCAAUAAUAAAAAGAACUUUUACAAUAUUUCAGGUUUUCCCCGGAGUACAGCACAGGAGAAUAACCACUCCAGGAUAGAUACUCAGGCACUUACUUCACAAACUCAGGUCAUGGUAAGUCUUGUGUGAUCUUAUUGGCCUCUCUAUUUAAUCUUUUUUUAUUCACGAGUGUUCAUGUCAACCUUAGAUAACGAGGGUGUAGAUAAUACAUUAAAAUGGCCUUUAGUUUAACGAAACAACAUACGAGGUAGUAUUAGGUGAGGCUGAGACAGUAAACGACAGCUUUCCUCAUUCACGCACUGGUUGUUAACUGAUGAGUUAUCUAGCAUUUUAUGAGGAAAUCUACAUUGGUGUUACUGGAGCAUAAGUCGAGUUUUCGCUGUAAAAACCAUACUUUGUAGCGAAGUAAGCUUCUAAAUUGUUCAGAAAAGCGUUUUAAAAUCAGUCUAUCACGAAACAUUUAGAGUUCCGAAAAUUUAUUUAAAUUAAACGUCAUAAUAGAUUUUUUUGAUACUCCUGCGCCCUUGUCUCUUCAGCGAUCUGAUUGCAACUCCACACUAGAGCCAACGGGUAUUAAGUACCUAAGAAGAAAUUUGAUGUAUACAGGAAAGAGAUAUGUCACCCAUAGAAGAGAAGGUUUUUCAACCAGUUCUAUGCGCAGUUUCGAAAAACAUUCUGAUUUGUUCUUCAGAACAUCAAUCAUGUCCAGAAUGCGGAGAAUCUGCCCUUCAAGGAGAAAAUGAAGCUUUUUGCCCAAGCGAUUGGCGAGGAGGAACCAAAGAACCGAAUAAAGGCCUCUAGUCGCGAACUCCACCUCCUAAAGACCGUUGUGCGCUGA